This is a messenger RNA of Podarcis lilfordi (Lilford's wall lizard), 52920 nucleotides long. NCBI's taxonomy places the organism in Eukaryota, Metazoa, Chordata, Lepidosauria, Squamata, Lacertidae. The record is from the annotation of a GenBank genome assembly.
CCUCCGCCGCCCUCGCCCGCCGCCGCCGCGAUGGCCCAGCAGCAGGUGAGCAGCUCGCAGAAGGCGCUGAUGCUGGAGCUGAAGGGGCUGCAGGAGGAGCCCGUCGAGGGCUUCCGCAUCACCCUGGUGGACGAGUCCGACCUCUACAACUGGGAGGUGGCCAUCUUCGGGCCGCCCAACACCCUCUACGAGGGAGGCUACUUCAAGGUGAGCGGGACCCCUUCCCCUGAGAGAGGGGCGGACACACAUAUAGCCCCCUCGCCCGCCCAGGCUUGCCUACGACCCCCACCAUCCACCCACAGGAGUCCUAACUGGGACACAGUCCCCUAGCCAUAGCUGUCAACUUUGCCCUUUUCUUGCGAGGAAUGCUAUUCAGAAUAAGGGAAUUUCCCUUAAAAAGGGGAAACGUUGACAGCUAUGCCCCCAGGUGAGCGGAGGGGUUCACUUCUAUGCCCCCAUCACCUCUGGAGCAUAAGUGGUGCUACAUAAGCGCCUUGCCUUCAAAACCUUCUGUAGGAGCUCCUGUGAGGUUGCCCUGAUAACUUCUUUUUUUAUAUUUGAGGAUGAUGUGUCCACCCCCUUUUUUGCAGCAUGCUCUGUUAUGUAAGCAGCAGCAGUGAAUUUCUUCUAUGUUAGAACUAACUCGCUGCUCUAAACGGAGCCUUUGCCAGCACCGCAGGCAUGAUCCCACACAUCUUCUCUCUCCCGUUCAAAAUUGCCCCUCCCCCCCCAAAUUGCUCUACAUCUUUCUGUUUUUUUCAACAAUACUGCCACUGUUUAUGCUUCUUUGUCUGCAGAAAUCUCCUGCUGACACUUGGGGAUUCUACCUUCACUACUCUCUCCUUUAUGCUUCAGAUUUCUUUGAGCAUCUCAGGUCCUGCCUACUUUCUCCUUCUCAUGUGAAAACCUCCAUAUUUCUAUAACUUGUCUCUAUAUAGGGUAGUCUCCUAGGACGCAUUCUGUUCUUUCCCACUAAAAAGCACUUUCUCAGUAGAUGCAGGACAGAGUACCCAGACAUUGCUCCCUGUCACUGCCAUUCAUCUAAGGGCAACUCUUUUCUCUUGCUCACACAUCCCUAAGGAUUGAUUUAGCUUCUCCAUAAUCUUGAACCCCUGCCCCUAAUCACUAAACACUGUCUGGCUCCCCUGUUUUAUUUUUUCCCAUUUGCAUGGCAGUGUGAGAGGUGGUGUCUUUUAUCUGUUGUCUUGGUUCUCUGCCCACCCCCUUUAUCGCCCCUUUCACCAUCUUCAUAAUUUGUGGGCUAUAGCUCCUCUUAGAGUAUUUAGAGCAGUGGCAUAUAAUGUCCUAUGUAUGUGCCACCUCAUGAUUCUGGAAGCACAAAAUAGUGUUGGGCACAGUCUCCUCACAUAGUCCAACACCUCAACCAGAAGUAAAGUCCCUUUCCCCUCAGUUCUUAUGUCAAACUCUUAAAGGACAUACGAAAACCAGAUCACUGUCACUGGGGGAAGUGUUGAGGGGAUUCCCUCCUACAUACAAAGUAGUUUCACCAAGUGUAAGAAAACUGUCAUCGUGCAAGGCUGAGCAAGAAAGUAUUCCCAUAUUGCCACAUUGUGCUAUUUACUCUGUAAAGAGAGACAGUGUGCUUAGUUCCAGUGAGUGUUGCAUGAAUUUUACUAUAACCCAUGUAUCAGGCCUACAUGCAGAUCUCUGAAACUGGAGUUUUACCUUUGAGGGGGUUUUAAACAUUGUGCUUCUUAAGGAAAAACAAUUGAGCGCAUUUAAUUUUGAAGGAAAGGGAUAACUGGGAUUUUGUCUAAUGCUGAAUAGUUGUAAUGGCUAUAUUUCAGCCAUCUCCUGUUAGACCUUCAAUAAAAAGUUCUUUCCACUGGCGCCCUGAGUACUGUUAAAACCUGCACAUUAAAAUCUGAGUAACCUGGAUCCACCUUUUAUUGUAUUCAGCUAGGUAGGGUUGGAACGUGUUGGAUGCAGCAUCUGCAGUUAACUGUAAAAUGAAUGUGAAUGAGCUGUUAAGGGUGCUUUGCAAAUUCUAGUAACAGACACUGAGCCUUAGCUAGGAGCUUUGUAUAUUGGGAGUGGGUGGCGCUGUGGUGGGAAGCCCUGAGCCUCUUGGGCUUGCCAAUUGGAAGGUUGGUGGUUUGAAUCAGUACGAAGGGGUGAGCUCCCAUUGCUCUGUCCCAGUUCCUGCCAACCUAGCACUUCGAAAGCACAUCAGUGCGAGUAGAUAAAUCAGUACCGCUGUGGCAGGAAGGUAAAUGGUGUUUCCAUGCGCUCUGGCACUCGACAUGGUGUCCCGUCGCACCAGAAGCGGUUUAGUCCUGCUGGCCACAUGAUCCGGAAAACUGUCUGUGGGCAAAUGCUGGCUCCCUUGUCCUGCAGCAUAAUGAGCGCUGCACCCCAUAGUUGCCUUUGACUGGACUUAACCAUCCAGGGGUCCUUUACCUUUUACCUUAUAUUGGGAUACCUUUAUUGCACCCAGCCCGUACCGGUUCCGUUUCACUUGGAUAUCAUUGAGCUGUAGAACAGUUAAAUGCUUGACAUGCUUGGUUGUUGAGAUCCCUAAGUACAACAAAGCAACAUGGCCAACUUCAAGAAACUAAGAAUUUUCUUAAGUGCCUCUUUCCUCUGAUGCAAGCCUUGCUUAAUUCAGUGGGACCUAAUUCUAGUACGUGUGCUUAGGUCUGAAACCUCAAUUUUAUCAGUGUUCACUUGAUAGAAAUCUUUUCUCCUGUUUCCUUUCUUCCAGCUGUGAGGAGUCUAGGUAUACAAGCAUUCCCCAUUCAGGAAAAGGCAUACUCUGCUUUUCACUAUCCAUAGCCUCUUUUAAAAAGUGACUUGCCUUUAAUUUUGUCUGGCUCUUCUCAGCAGCCAUGGCAUAUUUUUAUAACAUUGUUACUUAACAUUGGCUUCGAAUAAACUAAACAUGAGAGGAGAACUCUGGAGUUUAUUUUAAAAGGUAACAUAUUCUCAUUGGCAUAUCUUUACAGUUCUACGAAAUGCUUUGAAUAAUUGAUCAUUAAAUGGCAAAUUUCAUUAUCACCCCUUGUUUGUUUACAUCAUCUGAUAUUCAGAUAUUUUGUUGCCUAGAAAAUUGUCAUAUUUUCAGUCAUAAGACUUUUGGCACUAGAGGGCAAAAAUCAGUGGUGAGUGGAAUGACAUCCCAUUACCAAGGAGGAUACAUUUGGAAAGAAGUAGGUUGGGACAAGAUGCUGUUCAAGAUCAGAUACGUGUAAACAUUUGGAAUUUUAUCACCUUUCACCACAACCCAGCACAUUCCCAAAACGUUGUUCCACUAGCCUCUGUACAUGAGACAGAAUGAUAACCAAAGUGUACUAUCUCAGAACUGUAGAAGUAGGCAUCCUGGAGGGAGCAGGAAGCAGAUGGUUACCCUAUGGUGGUUGUGAAGACAGAAAUGGCAUGGGGAGAGAACCCGUGCAUGCUGCAGUGAUCACUUCAGAGAGAGGACAGCAUAGAAGUGAAGAGCAGCAUUUUUAAAAGGCAGAAUUUUGAUUCUCGUAUCCCAAAUACAAAACUGGUUGGGUGGAAUCUUAUGGGAAAAAUUGUGCAAGGUGGAUGAAUUUGUUAAUCCUCCAGGUUAAAGUAUGUGUUAAGAAUGUAACUGUCCUGAAUUAAACCAAUAGCUAUCAAGUAAAUACUUCUGGAAAGGUUCUAAAUGGGAUGGGAUGUAGGUGAUCAUCCCCUGUUUUGUGUGCAGCAUCUGCCAGUCAAAUUUUUCACUGUCUAGAGGAUUUUGUUUAAUUAGAUAACUUAAUAAUUGAAUUAAAUAAAAUGCUAGCUCUGCCUGGAGGUUCCAAUUAGCUGUCAUGAUGCUAGCUAUUGAUAUACUGUAAUAAUUGUCCAUCUUUAACAAGAUGCAUACCCUAUUAUCCUAUGACUACUGAGGGGUUUUUUUAGGAGCUUAAGUGAAUUUAUCAAGAGCUUUUUGGAAGUACAAAUAUUUGCUGGAUUACUUUAUACAAAUGGUUGAUGAGGCAAGCUUUCCCUUUGUCAGAGGCCAUGUCAAUACUAUCUUAGCAAGCCAUGUUUAACAGUUUCUGCCCCUAAAGAUAUUUGCCACCAAGUUACCAGGGAAAUUGGGAAAGGGAAUGCUGUUGCUUCUUCAGUAUCCAAAAGGAUCCUUUAGAGAAACAGUUCUUGCAGUAGGUGGAAAUUAAGGAUUAAUGGGCACUUCUGUAAUUGUUUACUUUUGAAGGAAAAUAUGUGUUCACUUUCAUGGGAUUUAGAAAGUUUUAGAGAUGUCUUGGACGUUAGGUUCCGACUAUGGUAAUAAACAGAUGUGUUGGUGCUGUGAGCUAGUUGGGAAAUAGCACGGUAUUGAGUGAAUUGUAGGGCAGCAUUCGUAGCACAAGCUGAAGGGACUUUGUCCUAAGAGUCAAAGAGAGAUUUGCCAAGAGAGAUUUUAGUGGAGACUCAUUUGAGUUGGACCUGUGCAAUAGACUACUGUCAAACAUUGUGCUGCAACAAACCAGUCUUUAACCGAUUCCAAAACUUUGCUGCUAAUGGAGGCUCCUGCCAGCUGGGUUAAGGAAUGCUGGUCUGCCUAGUGCCUGAACAUCUGUGGUGUCUCUUCCAUUUGGUUCUGUUAUCCUGUUCCUAUUUACUGCCUUCCCAUUUGUUUGUUUGGAUGUGGCCUUAAUACUGCUGUUCCAUUAAAUUGCCAAAUCCUUCCCGCCUACUUUCCCGCGCCCUUGAAUUGGAACAAAGGGGCCAGGUGGGGUUUCUGAAACUAAGCUUCCCCCCUUUAUUAUUUCAGUUUAAGCACAGCAGGCCCUUCUGUUUCCCCAAAAAUCUACUGUUCCUCACUCCCACUAUCACACAAGAAGGUUUCACACAUAUAGCUCCAUUACACUGAUGUAAACUUUGCUGUUUUCAUCUCUUCCCUGGUCUGCCCUGUGCCUUGAGAGCAUUUAUCUGUCUGGGACUUGGUAGCCUCUUUUGCCCCUGUAAGUGUGUCAUGGUGACAGAACUGCUUGUAUGCCCAUCCAAGUUCUAAUCUGCAUGGAUUUGACCUCACAUAUGAAACUGCCCUCAGCUUAGGCAGACCAUUAGUCCAUUUUGCUUUGAAUACUUACUCUAAAAGCAGUAGCUCUCAAAAGACCUCAAGAAAUCUCUCUCCUACUAGCUAAAUGUCUGGAAAUGGUGACUUGAGUGUAACAAUGGGCUUUAGAAGAGGAUUAGACAAAUUAAUGCAGGGUAAGGCUAUCAAUGGCUACUAGCCACAAGGGCUGUGUUCUUCCUCCGCUGCUGGAGGCAACAUGCCUCUUGGUGCUGGAAAUCACUGCCUCACUCAGCUUUCCAUAGGCACCUGACUGGCCACUGGGAGAACAGGAUGCUGGACCAGAUGUGUCUUUAGAGCAGGGCUGCUGUAAUGAAUCUGGCAGCUUGUGUGUACAAAGCAUGUGUUUUGCCUCAGAGGAGCCUUGCUUCCAUGUGCUCCUUAGAAUCAUAGAUUUCAUAGAAUCAUGGAACUGUAGAGUUAGAAGAGACCCUGAGGAUCAUCUAGUCCAACCCCUCAGUGCAGAAAUAUGCAGCUGUCUCAUAUGGGGAGCGAACCUGCAACCUUGGCAUUAUCACCACCAUGUUCUUACCAACUGAGCUAUCCAGGCUUCUUGUGUUAUGUUACAGUGACUAGACGUGCACCGUCUGACUGCUGGGGGCAAUGGCAGCUAGUAGCAGUUCCCAGUUCUGAUAACUAAAUGGGGGCUCUGUCAAAUAGAAUGCUUGCGGUAGAGCCUUAAGCAUUUAUUGAGUGAGGAAGCUAGUAGAAUAGAAACCUGCCACUUGCCCAGAAGCAAUUAUCAGUUGCCACAGAAGGCCUGGCAAGUGGCAACGUGCCAGGAAGAUUUGGCUGAUGGCUGGUGAUCAAGCAUGGGUUGGAUAUGCAUUUCCACUCCCAGUCUCCCAAAUUGCCGGUACCAGCUUUUAAAGGUGCUGCUGCUGUGGCAGAAUCCUCUUACACCAACUGCCCUAUCUAUAAAUCCCAAUUUGCCCCAGUGAACAAACUGGCUUUAUUCUAAAACUCUCUCCUAAAGUCUACAAAGAAAUGGCAGCAAGGCCUGAAUAAUUGCUUGGUUCUUGCUCCAGAGCUAGGGAUGUCAGUGUGCCACUUGGCAUUUGAUAAAGCUUUUCCCCAAUUAGCACUUCAAGCUGUGGGUGACAAGAGUUGCAUGUUUCCCUAGGGAGAAGGCUAUGCUGACCUCUACAUUGCCAAAAAAUUCUAUGUAGAGGCAGUUUCGUCUGUUAGGAACAUCUUGCCUGCACUUGAAAGAAGGCAAAAGCUUUACCUCUUGACGCCUCUUGUUAUACACUGCCCCUUAAUGGAGAACUAAGAGCAGGAGGAGCAACUUCUGUGCUGCUGUUCCUUUGUGCCUCAUCAUGGGUAAGUUUGCAAUUCAGAACCCUUUAAGCUCUUGAGGAUUAAUGAGAGAUGACUGGUGACAAAGUUUUAUGCAUGAAUGGAAUGGAAACUUGGAGAUGGCUACUUGAAAUGUAAUCUGGGCUCUGGCACAGUAUGCCUAGAUGUUUGCUGUGCCAUAAAAUUACCAAGCAAGCUAGCUAGAUGCCUACUGGCCUGCCCUAGUCCAGAAAAACAAGCAAGCACCCUUGCCUCCUGUCCUCACUUACUUUAGCUCCUUUAAAGUGAGUUGGUGGCAAUAACUCCUUGACUUUUGUAGCCUGCCUGGAAAACCUUGUGAUGGGGAUAAACUUUAGGAAAAUCUUGACCUUCCAACACUCACUGACAAACUGGGUAGAACACAUGAUUUUCUGCAAUGGCAACUCUUCAGAAACCAAAACAAAUGCAAAAAACCAACCACAUCCAACCCCUUUUAGCAAACACUUCCUCUAGUUUAGGAUCUUACUUGUAUCUUACCUUUUUCCGCAGUAUGUUGCAAUUUAAGUCUGCCUUUAAAGCAAGAGCUAACAUCUUGAUCACAAAACCUCUCCAGACACAGUAUUAAAGGAGCAAGUGCAGUAAAUUUGAACAUGUUUUUGCUAUCAAAACAAUGAAUUCUUUGUAGCUCAGUGGCAGUGCAGAGUCUGGUUAGCAGCUGGGUCCUUGUGUUGAAGGCAUAAAAAGAGUGCUCCAUGCUUUGUAGGGGCCCCCAACUGCCUUAAGGACCUAGCUUUAAAAAAUGUGUAAUAUCUAACUUGCUUUAAGUACACGUUUGAAAAGCACUACUUGCCUUGAACACUGGUAAAAGAGAGAAGCUCUCUUCAAAUGGGGAUGGAGUUUCAAUUGCUGCUUCUGUUGGAGUGCUGCAAGUGACAAGCAGGGGCGGUGUUCAUGGGCUUGGGACUUUCGUGGUUUUAUUUGCAAGGCUGCCUCCUACAAUACUCCCUUUAGACAGUGUUAGAAACUGGGAUAUAAAGGCUAUUUGCUACAUGGCACCCUGAACCUGGGUUUCAGGCGCAAAAAACAGUGUUAGACUCAGAUAAUAGAAUUUAGGUGCCAAAUGGCUCCUUAAACCAAGGUUACAGUUGCCAAAAUGGAAUGUGUAGUUGCCAUUUUGGAGCAAGACGGCUCUAAAGUCUUGUUUUUCAAAUGAUGGACUGACUGAUUGAUUGAUUCUCAGUUAAACAUCUGGCUAGUUCAGAUGACAACCUUUAGCUAGCUUAUUAACUUUGAGAGCUUAAAGAAUUAUUAUUAGUUUUUUAUUUAUUGAAUUUAUAUACUGCCCUAUACCUAGAGGUCUCAGGGCGGUUCACAGAGAAGAUCAACAUAAAAACCACAAUAUAUAUAAUCAAAAUAAAAACAACCCAAUAACACCCCCCUUCCGCAAAAGAGCCACAUUUUAAAAAGGACACAGGGCAAAGAAGAAAAGUCACUUUAUCCAGGGACUGUCCAUAACGUAAGACCAUUCAUAACGUAAGGAUAUUUUUCACAACUGUGAACAGGGCGGUGAGGUGGGGUAAGUGAAGACAAGCUACAACAAUUAAAUAUAACAUUGUUCUCUGCUCCUGCUCAGGCUACACAGAAAAAAAGGAUUUUGGUUCCUGAAAUUCAUUCUGAUUGUGCUGAUAACUAAUAAAAUUCUACAGGAUCUGGUCCAAGUUAACUGUCCAAGUUACUCAAAUCACUUGCAGGCACUUCAGUCACGGGGCUGUGGGGAGUGUCCUUCUGUUUGUGGGGUUUGUUUCCUGGGCCUACAAAAUGUGCUUGUGGUGAGUUUUGCUCAAAACUCCAGAAUUGGGAAGACUAAUUUGAUUGUAAACCCCGGAGGACUAAAAUAUAUGUAACUACAGGGAAUAUUAUAGCACAGAGUAUACACUGCUGUUCCUUUUUCUUUUUUUGGCUGGGACCUGUCACAUGAGCAACCUUACAUCUCGCAUACUAUUUGGGGGGGAUGAAGGGGUGUGGAUAAACAUUCCAAGGUUUCGUGAUCAUAACAGGAUUAUUCAAAUAUUGGCAUCUGUUGAGGAGGUCUGCUCUGUAAGCCUUUCUAAGGGUUGGGCGAGACAGGUGGCUCUGUUGGCUGCCUUCCCUUCGCCGUUGACCUGGAAGCCAGAUUAUGCGAGGGAGGCUGCGGAGUGCUUUAAGGUCGUCUAUCAGAGCGCACUGCAGCACCACAUAAUCCCUUUCCCCAGACCACGAGGAGCAGAAAGCAAAACAGGCUGCCUCCUUGGCACUGUCAGUAUUUGGUUUGGUACAUGUGGCAUAUGGCUCAAAGCAUUACUCCCUCUCCCCAAGCCAGUCAGGAGAAGUAAUAUAAGCUGCAAGCUCAGACCAUGUAUGUCUAGUAUAAAUCUAAGUGCUUCUGCCUGUGGAACACACUGUGGCUUUAGAGGUACACUGAGAUUUUAAAAAAACAGUGCAAAUGCUCAGGUAAAAAGUAAUAAAAAUAAGGGGUCAGUCAGACAGUAUCUCUCACUCCUCUGUUGCAUGACUUUUGGAGUGGCUGGAGUCAGACUGCAGGGCAAGUGUUCACUGCACUAUUUGGUCUCCUGCUUAGCAUUUGCCUCCCGUUCUUUCCCCUCUUAGUAGUUUGUAGGUGCAAGAUUGCAUGUACCGAUAAUAACACUGGCAUCUUGGAAAGGCUGGAGUUGCUGGGAAAUGAAACUUGAUCCACCGCAUUGUCCCCUGAGAAUUGUAGUCCUCUACAGCAGCGAGGCUGGAAGAAACCCAAGAUUGAGCCCAACUCCAUACAGCUCACUAGAGAGGAUCAUAUACUACAGCUGCUCAAUUCUAGGCAGCUGGGAGACUGAGACUUGACCCUGGCCAUGGCAGCAGGGCUUUCAUCCUGAAUCCGAGGGCCACCAUUUGCUUUCCUGUCCACCAGUGCUAUGUCUCUGCCCCUUCUUUGCAGAUCUUGGUGGCAGCGUGUGACUAGGGUAGGACAAUACUGAUGUCUACAGCCCUUUGGGGAAGGGUCAUAGCUCAGUGGUCAUGCGAAAGGUACUGGGUUCAACUUCUAACAUAUCCAGGAAAGACGGGGAAGGUCCCCUGUGUGAAAAUCUGGAUAUUUGUUGUUAGCCAGUGUAGACCAUGCUGGGGGACCCUGUGUUUUUGCUUGGAUGGAAUGUUCUCAAUACAGUGGUACCUCUGGAUGCGAACAGGAUCCGUUCCGGAGCCCCAUUCGCAUCCUGAAGUGAACACAAUCCGCAUUUGCGCAUGCGUGGGUCGUGAGUCACCACUUCCUAAGGACACUUACAUCGCAUGGACAGCUGAGUAAUUUUGUUAGCAGUGCAAAAGGGAGGUGUACUGCAAGUUUCUGGCUCCCAAGUUUUAUGCUCACCAAAUGGCUCAUAAGGCUCAUGCUACUGUUUUAAGCACAAAUAGUAAAGCCAUGAGACAACUCAAAUCUGUGGUGGAAUAGUCAGCAGCUUUCCUAAAAUCACCCAUAAUGCGGGCUGUUGAUUGCCCCUGAUUAUCACUAAUAUUAUUUCACGUUUUGGGGAGGGAAAGUGAAACUCAAAAUGACUUUCACGUUUCUAUCAAGGUCAGCUGUGACUUUGUUAAGUUUCAUUGUCAGUCUAACACAGCCCAUUUCUGCCCGAAGAACUAAACGACAACCAGUUUAAAAUUAACGUGGAUGCCUGGUGUUUUGAGGGAUUCCUCUCAAUGCAAGGAGGUGCCAUUUGAGCUACUUAUACCCAGGAUGUGAAUAUUCUGCCUUCAAACUUGGUUACUUCAAGAAACCCAGACUUGGUGUAUCUUUAUUAUACACAAGUAUAUGCACAAGCUGCCUUGAAGUGUUCCAGACUACUUUUUCUCCAGGACUGCAUGUAUGGGGUUGUCCCAUAUUUCUCAGCCUGAGAUUAUCAGUGGGGUGGAAGACUUCUUUGGGACCGGGAAUAGACCUUUCUACCCUUACUGGUGCUUGAAUUUGAAUUUUAUUAUUUCAGUCACAGACCAGUUCCAGCCCACGUACAAUAUCAAGGAAGUCAUAAAACACAAUAGGGAUACAUUCUUACUGGUGCUUCAUCUGUGGAACUCCCUCCCCCUGGAACCUCAAAUGGUGACAACAUCAAUUGAAACUUACUUUUUUCCUCUAGUUUUGGGAAGCCAUGGUUUUAAGGUAGCUCAUUUUGGUAUCUUUUCCUAAUUGCAUUUUGUUGUAUCAAAAAUCCUCUCAUCACCGCUUUACUAGCAUCCCAAAUCACUCUUUUUUUCUGUCGUAGUGUUCAAAUUUAUUUCAAAAUAAUCUCUCAGAUUUUUUUGAGCCUUUUUAACAAUUUCCUCAUUCCUAAAUAAGGAGUCAUUCAUCCUCCAUCUAAAGGCCCCAAUUGGCGUUAAUGUCAUUUCAAUCUUUACUGGAUUGUGAUCGGAGCAGAUUUUCGGACAAAUCACUGCUUUUUUAAUUUUAGGAGCCAGUCCUCUAGUUAUCCAGAUUUGGUCUAUUCUUGUCCAUGUCAUAUUUGCUUCAGAGAAGAAGGUUCCUGGCUGGUCAUUUGUUAGAUGGGAUGCUAAAACUCUUUGUGAAGAGGAAUUCAAAUAAGUUUCUAACCAAGAAUUGUCUUGUGUCUAUGGGCAAAGCAGAUAUUGUACCCUCUAUCUUCUUCCCCCAUGCCCCCUUUCCUUACCAGGUGGGGAGGAGGGUGGGUUAGAGAUAAAGGCUCUUGGUUUAGUUCAGUGCUUCCCAAACUUGGGUUUCCAGCUGUUUUUGGACUGCAAAACUACAGGACCCUGACCAUUGUGUUCCUGCUAGCUAGGGAUGAUGGGAGUUGUAGUCCAAAACAGCUGGAGACCCAAGUUUGGGAAAUAGUGGUCUAGUUGCUUUGCUGACCUUGCAGAACAUGUUUUGAAAAAAAUUGCAGUGAUGCCUUCUUUUGAGUGAGGUGCACACAGGUUUUUGAAUUGGGUAGCAGAACACAUUGUUCCACAGAGCUGAACUGUUAGCCAGGUCCUUUUACAUCAGUAGCAACCUUAAUUACAAGUGUAAUGGUACUUUAACCUGUACAGGGGACAGAAGCUAUAUUGCAUCUGAAAGCAAAUGCAAUAUAAAAUGCAAAUGCAUCAGAUGCAAAUGUUGCACCCGCCUUGGCCUACUUGAAUAGCACUCUCUUGCUCAUGAUUCAUGCCAUUAAGAUGGCUUGUUUUGGGACGCAGGAUAUUUAGAAGUAAUACUGGAGGAUAAAAGUGAGAACUAAGGUGCACUACUACAAAUGUUCCCUUGAACUGGCAGAAGCCUCAGUGUGUCUAAAAUGAAGAGGAUUAGUGAAGAGGCAGAACAGAUUUCUAAGCUAAUGAAUGCAUGGCAAUAAGGCAUAUUAAUGCUUGGAUUCUCUUUUAGAUCCAGGAUCGUUUGCUUUAAAUUACCCCUAAACAAAUUGUGUUGAGUCUGGGGUGUUGGAUGAGUUUAUUUUGUUUAAAAUUUCAUCAUGUGGCAGCUGGUAUCUGAAUCUAAAAGCCUCAGCCGUCGCUCACGUGCUGAGUGUAGCUGCUUGAAUGUGUUAAGCUGUCCAAAUCCACCCUUGGACCUGUUUGUCUCUCUGCAGGACGACACCCCUAACUAACUUUGUCUGCUCAGUGCAGGUCAUGUCACCCUCUGCCAAAUUAAAAACAGCUCCCUGUUAUGCAUGUUGUGUUGGAGUGUGUGCCUUCUGUUGUAAUCUGUAAAACUUUGGGCUGUUCCACAUGCUGCAACUCCUCCAUCCAUAAUCGAUUGCCACACAUAGAAACCAACCAGCCUACUAGAAUAAUUCUACUAGUGCAAUUAAUGCAAAAGGAUUUUUUAUCAUGCUCAUAUAGGAGUCUGAAAAUUCCCAUGCCCCGUCCCUGAAACUUUCUGUAGCAUUUUUAGGAUGCACAAACUGCACAGAACGUUUUUAAGCACCUUUAUUCAAACGCAAGCUGGCUCUUGUGAAACAUCAGGCAGCCUUUCCAUAAAUGUUGAGCAGAUCGUACUGUAAUACCCCCUGAGGUCAUUUCCCAAACAUCUGAUGACUUUGCAUUUUCCAUAUUCGGGAAGUACAGGCUACUGGGAACCUGGCAUCCCAUCAAGUUUGUGUCAGGGUUGUUGUGUGCACUACAAACACAGCUAACCUCUCUUACCAAGACUGUCCCAAAGCAAAAGUUAGUGGCAAUGAACACACACAGGCUUCAAUGUCCUCUGCAUGCUGCCUUUUCAUGUUCCAGCAGUUUGCUUUUGGUGCUUUAGAUAAGCUUUCUGGGCUGAUCACGGACCUGAAUAUGUUAGCAUCUUGAGGAGGAAGUUCCUGUACACAAGGGCUGCAAGCUCCAGUCACAAACCACCUGCCCUUAUAUAUCUCCCAGAUUAUUCCACAGAUAUUAAAUUGUGUGACUGGAGUAGCAUAGGAAACUGGGUGUUGUCACAGAUGUCAUCAGAAUCAUCUCAUGUGCUGUUCACAUUAAGCCUUUUUUCUGCUUAAUGAACAUUUCAAGACCAAAAUAACACCCCUCUCAACUUCAUCUAGUGUGUGUUUGCAAAAGCUCUUCACCCUUGGCUAUGCAUUCUUAAGCUACUCUGUGUGCAAUGCAGCUAAAGCUGAUGUAUUCUCGACAGAAAUAUCUGAAAUGCUAAACUCAAACCGUAAAAAGCAAAGGUAUAAAAUGCCAGUUGCAUCAGAAACCUUUGAGGGCACCAAAGCAAUCCAAUGAGAUUGUACUCUAGUCCAUUCUGUUUUGUUGGGUCUUGCACAUGAAGAAUUGACAUUGGAUUGUGUCCAUAAGCAGAUGCUGAUUGACUACCGCAUUUUGAUUGACUUCUGUUGAUACCUGGGCUGUGUUUGGAUGUAAUGUUAUGGUGGUGAGAGUGAUCUGCAGGAAGCCCUUGCAUGGCCUCUCAAGGGGUAGUUUGGAAACCUAACUCUUCCAUUUGAGAUCAACGACAGUUUGUCACAUCAAAACUUGACAAACUCUGGUAUAUUAACUAUGCUUGAAACAAGCCAACUUUAAACAAUGGGGCACAAAGCUUGCUUGCCUAAACAAACCAUACUUAUCAUUGACUAUAUUUGGGAUAGACAGUAGAUAAUUGAAACCAGAACUGAACACUUCCAAACUCCUCCUUGCAGCCACACCAAAGGAGAUGAGGCUUACUGUGGCAUCAUGUUAGGCUACAAUAUUGCAUGCUGUCGAUUUCCACUGUUCUCACAAGGCAGUAUUUUCUUCUUAAAAUGGUUUUGAAUUGAUAUUUUAAAUCCUUCCAACUUUUCAUGGCCCAUAAAUAGAAACAUUGUAAGAUGUUAAUCUGGGUUUUUUUAUGCCGGUUUACCGUAAGUGAUCUUGUGUUAUGCAAUUGAGGUUAUUUGUGGACUUGUUGCCAUGAAGUGACAACCUCUGUUUGCAGGGACACUGAUUCCAUGGCAUUUUGGCCACCUCACUUCAUUGCCUACCUGCCUGCCUGUGACUCAAGCCUCAGCCCCCUUGUGAGUAUCAGACACAGCCCUCUUGUACUCUUCAUGACUGCUUACCCAUGAGUGAGAGGGUUGCAGUCAAUGUAGCUCCAGGUUAAAGACACAUAGCAGUAUACUUGUUCCCGCUGGCAAAAACUUUUGUUCCGGGGAACCUUACUUCACAAAGGAAUGCACAACCAGGUUGCUGAUAACUUUGUUGCACAAUUUGUUGUGCAACCCUAUGUAAUGAGUUUCUGCUAGUGCUGUUGUUGCAUUGGGAUUCCUCUGUUGUGCAGUGUUAAAACUCACCCAACCGCUAGGGCAAGGGGGUCUUCCACUAGCAAGCAAAGAAUGUUGAAUAAAGCCUUUAGUUUUUGCCAGGGAUCCUUGACCCUUCAACCUAGGCUCGCUCAGAUAUAAAACAGGCUGCCACUUCCUUAACUUGGCUCCUGACUUAUUCCAGCAUAACUGAUCUUGUAAAUCUUCAUCUGCCCCAGCUUCAACAAAACAUGUAUCUCCUGUAUCGGUGUCUACAGCUACAACAGGCGCUGUAACUCUCCAACAGUUUGACUUCACCCCCAACGGCACACCCUUCUAUUGUCUACCAAGACAAAUGGAUGCCAACCAUAAAAUAGGCCCAGUAUCAUCUACACUUUAGCAGCAGGCAAGCCAAAUUCUCAGAUAUUCCAGGUGGGGAUUUAGCCCUUGUUUGCAGAGCUGAACUCCUUAAAUUAAAAGCAGCUUCUGCUAAUGCAUCUUUUCCCCGUGCCGAGAUUCCCUUGGCAGCUAGCACACUGCAGUAGCAGCAGCUGGGUCAAGAAAGUCGCAUGAGAUGCAUUGCACAUCAAACAGCAUGGGAUCCUGGCAAGGUGCUGUCGAAAGGUGGCAACUGGUUGAGACAGGCAGAUGUUGAUGUGCAUAACAGAUUCCGUCGCCGACUAGAAGAAUCAGAUUAUCUUGUUUCUGUGACUGUUCUGUGCCAACAGCAACACUGAUGCUGAUCGUGCUUAUGAAAGAAACUGCAUUUUAUAUGCCUUAUGACUUCUAGCAGUCCCUGCUCCUAUCCUGCAUUUUUUGGGGUGGCUAUUAAGGCUCUCAUUUUGCUCUUCCCCAUGAGGUGUCUAAAGUUUAAUUUUCCUGUUGCGUGCUGCAGGGGCAGGUAACUGAGUGAAAUGGCAGGAGUGGGAGAAAGCCCUCGGGAAGCUAUUGUAUAUCAUCAGUGUGUAUUGCAAGCAUGGACACUACUAAGGCAUGUCAUGCACAGACAGGCGGCCGUGUGCCACUUAACAGAGAAGUUUGAAGGAGUCCCCACCUUGCCUCUCUCUGGCUUGUGCAAGCCAGAGAUGGUGUGGGGGCUCCGUUAGACUUCUCAUUUGAGAAGCACAGGUGUGUGGUGGGGUGGGAGCACCUCAACUCCAAGCUGAGGUGGUUUCAUCCCCGCACCUCAUGGGGCCAGGGACAAGGCAGCUUGCCCCUUCCUUUUAAUCAUCCGGAUGCAUUGCCAGAUUGCGAUGUUUGGCUGUGAUACAUCACAAUGUUGAAAACCUAGCAACGCCCAGCCCUAGACACUCUCUCCGAGGAAGCCCAAUUGGUGCCUUCAUUACAUAGGCGUUAUAACAAUAAUUGAACAACAAACCAACAACACCAGAACUGGCUUAUGAAUAUAAAAAACAAUUUUACUGGAAUAAAUAUAUAGCCUCAUAAACCAACUAGACAGUGAGCAAACUGAAGUGCAGUGUGCAUAACCAAGCCUAGAGAUACUCAUAAACAUAGAAUGUACCAGUGUCUCUCUCAUUGCUGUACUGGUUAUGUAUGCGAUAAAUAUGUCUUAACACAGCUGGAACAAAUAGUCGUUCACUGGACGCACAAAGCAAUAAAUGUAGGAGUGGUUGCCAGAAAUCAUUCUUCAAGUGGUCGUUAGCUGGAAGCGCAAAGCCAAAUGAUCAAUUGAAGCCAAAUUCAUCUAUUUGGCUUCAUGUCUAGUUGGUUUAUGAGGGUAUAUAUUUAUGGUUGGUUUGUUGUUCAUUACAUAGGCUCCAGGCAAAAACAUUCUACUUAAACAAUCUUACGGCUUUAUAAACUGUGGGGUGGGGGGUUGUUUUUAUGCUAUAUAGUUUGUGUUUUAAACUGUCUUGUUAUCCUCAGAUAAAGUAUAGAAAUUUAAUUAGUGAUAAUAACAAUAAUGAAUUUAAUGAAUGGAGAAGAAGUUUCAGGGCAGUGUAUGUGUGCACACACAUCCUCCCUUGAUAUUAUGAGGUUGUUGCAAGUAUACAAGUGGUCCAGUUUCUGUUGGUGAAAAGUAGACAGUAUCUCCACAGAAGUGUAGCCUAGCUAAAAUCACUCUUAUCGCAUGAUAGAAAUUGGUUGUACCUUGCUUGACUGAUAAAGCAGAAACUACUUUCUACCCUUAUUUCACAUGAAGGAGCUGUGUUAGGAAGAGGCGUAUCUUUUAUACUUCAGUUUCUUUUUAGUCUUAGUAUCUUUUGUCUCCUGUACAUCGGUUAGAAACUAGUGUGAUUAAGUGGUAUGCAAAGCGUUGAAAUACAUUUGAGAGAGUCCUACUUAACUCGGGCUUUUAGACAAGCUGUUGCAACCAGUGGAGAAUUGCAAGGCCUUGCUCUCCUAGUUUGCUAGCUGAGCAAGCGACUAUCUCUGGUUUCCUGGGAUACUGUGAACCAGAUAGUUCAAUGUCUGCCUGUUGUAGAAUAUUCCAAACAAAGCUGCUGACACAGGGCAUUUUAUACAGGCGGUUGCCCAAUCAGCUGCAAGUUGCCCUCUGUCCACCUCUGUUUAAAAAUCUCUGUUAUUAAGGGUAGGGAUUGGCAGCUAAAAUGCAGAAGUGGGAGGUAAUCAUUGCUCAGAUGCACAUAAUAGAUUGGGUGCUGCGGUGGUCGGUCACUGUGUCCCCCAGAGAGGUGCUGCAUUACUCAAGGAUUAAUUGAAUAGGUGCUUGUAUGAUAUAGGCAUCAUGUACAUACACAUUACAGGAGUCUCCCCACUUUUGUGCAAUCAGCACACAUGCUCCAACCAACAUAAAUGCUGUAAACGGUGCCGAAAGAGGCCUGGACAGAAUGGAACAGAAUGGGGCAGGGGAGGGAAUAGGGGAAUCCCCACUCACACAUGUCCUGGAAUGUGUGUGUGUGUGUGUGUGUGUGUGUGUGUGUGUAUAUAUAUAUAUAUAUAUAUAUAUAUAUAUAUAUAUAUAUCUAUCUAUCUUCACCCAGAUAAAAAUACAGGAUAAAAGCACAAAAUAAAUAGUUAAAACAAAAACAAAACAAUGACACCCCCUCCCCCCCAAACACAUUUAAAAGGCCAUAGAAUAUUAACCGUCCAAAGUGAGGAUUCCUCAUAUAAGUAGUUUGCUAUAUUAAAAAACUGAGGUAGGAUUAGAUUUUGGCUACAGCAGCUUGUCCUAUGGGAUAACUGCUUGAACACCAAGGGUUGGUGCAGAUGUAGUGCAGCAUAGAAUUGUAGUUGGAAGGGACCCAAAGGGUCAUUUGGUCCAACCCCCUGCAAUGCAGGAUCCUGACAGGUGGCCAUCCAACCUGCAUUACCUUAACUGUGCUUAAGAAAUUGGGCUGAGAUCUUGUGCUUGCCCCCCUUUUUUCCUGGUUACUGCUGCACUGAUAUUAAAGAUGGUUAGGAGUAAACUAUGGCUAACAUUUACUUCCCUAGCUAUGAUUUGGGAGGCAAACAAUUUCCUAGCUUCUAGCAGUGAUGUUUACCAUCAUGAGGAGGAAAGCACACAUGGCAUUUGAUGCACACACAAGCUAGCAAGUGUACAUACUGUGAAAACUGGAGGCAGCACAGUGAUUAACCCUAAAAUAGGCCGAUAUCUUCUACAGCCACCUUGCUCUUGCUGUAUCUUUGUAGCCUCUGGUCUUUGAAGGUGUCACAGCAAAAGCAGCCUUUUUAUGCAAGGAAUUCUUUACCUCCCUGUGAUUCCUUAUCUUGUGUUGAAAAUCUGCACACAGUGUCCCAGCAGUUGACUAGUUCAGAUUAUUUCCUAAAAUACUGUGGGGUAAAUGCUUUACCUCACCUAAGAGACAGAUAAUGCAAAAUGUGUUUUGUAGCUGGUCUGACUGGGCAUAGCAGCCUGGAACUUUCAGUGAAUUCUUUCUAAGUAGCCCACCUUUAGAUAAAUUCCAAAUAUUUAUUAAGCAAAAUUUAUACACUGCUUAAUAAAAUAUCUCUAAGCGACUUAGAUAAAAUGAGAUAAAAUAUUCAUUAAGGUGGCAAUAAAAACUUAGUAACAUGACCUAAAUAUAAAUGAAAUCAGCUUUAUUAAAAACAGAUGUACCUAAUCAAAUUGCAUGUCUGUGUAGGCCUGCCUAAACAAAAAAAUAUUUAGCAGGCAUCAAAACAGUACAGCAAUUGCACCUGCCUAAUAUUAACAGGCGGGAGUUAUAGAGAAUAGGUGUUGCCACACUAGAACAUUAAUAUUGCAGCCAGGAAAAAAUUUAGUUGAAGCACCAGCAAAUCCUGCCUGCCAUUCUCGCUUGGAACUUAAAAUGCAGGACAUAUGCCAACCCUCCAGCUGUUUUGAACUACAGUAAGCCUGCAACUUACAUGCAGUUAACUUGUGCUCAUACAGAUUUACAUGCCUGGCAAAAAAAUAAAAAUAAAAUAAAAAGGGGAUGGGAAGAGGGCAGGUAUCUAGGGGAAAAUGGCUUUGGCAAUCCCACCCGCCGUUACACCCAUUGUGUUUUGACUACAUGCGAUUUUGGCUUUAGGCACAACCCCUGGAAUGUAACCUCCAUGUAAGUUGUGGGUUUACUGUAUUAUACUCCUGUUAUCUCCAACUUGCGCAGAAGGGGGAAAGGUGAUCUGGGAAAUAAAGGAUGAGCUACAUCUCUGCAAACAGGAUCUUCUCCACAUAGCAGAUUUGUGUGUCUGGUCCUCACUAGAAAGUUUAGGUAGUCACUCUGCAUUAGAGUAAGGCACCAUAAAAAUGUAAUAGAAAUUCCCAUCUCUGCCAAAGUUGAGCCUAUUAACAUUAAAUUAAAGAAUGUGUUCGUUGUUAUAUCAUGUCUUCCAUAGACAGUCAUCAAGAGGACACUAUAUAGGAGUAAGGUUUAAACUAUAGAGUCCCCUUGUUUAGACUUCCACUCGAACCUGAAUCUGCUAGGUGGCUGUAAGUAAGGUGGGAAGAAAGCCGAACUCACUCUGCUGGUAGGUCUCUUGCUUGGUUGGCAAGUAGAUUGGCAAGGGUUUCUGACUUCCAUUUGUUUAACAGUAAAAUUACUGUCAUGUAAGUAAACUGCUGAAAUGAAAGCUGAUUUAGGAAUGGAUUGUUAUUAUUUAGGAAUGGAUUGUUAUUAUUUAUUACUAUGUAAUUAAUCUCCUGCACAGUUAACUCAAGGCAAUAUACUGUACAAUAUAACAUGGGCGAACUGUUUCUGAAAAUAAAUUCCAAGGCGCAGAAUGUGGGGUUUUUUGGGGGGCGAAACAGGGCUCUCUGCUCUUUAAUUUUGACUGCUUUAGUUGGGAUACUAGCUGGGGCAAUUAAAAGCAAACGCUGAUCUGAAAAGCCUGAGGUCUGCCUGCCCCUCAUCAUAAACAUGCCCCAGUGAUUUGGCUCAUUUGUUUUUUAUUUAUAAUAUAAUUUAAGCUACUUUUUUGGCCCUAAAAAGGCUCCCAAAGCAGCUGAAUGAUUUAAGCAUAGAAGUGCUAUAAAUCCCAAGUACUAAGGGUGCAGCUUGCAAAAUUUAAGGUAGGCCUCACUAUACUAGAGAAAGUAGGCUGAUUAGAAAUAAAAGCAGAGUACAUAUGAAUAAGUGUAAUUCUAAUUAAACAGGCUUUUACCCAGCUAAUCAGUGGAAUCCAAAUUUACAUAUUGCAAAACCUCAGCUUCAUGUCGACAAGCGGUUGAAGGAAGGGAGACUGUUUCAGGGGGUGAAUUUACAACAUAACCACCAUGAUAGAGGCCAGUUUUUACUAUCUUUUGCAUCUUUUGUAAUAAUAAUGGGGCAUGUAAGCCCCAGGCUUCACACUCCAUUAUUCACCAGCUUACUGGAGUUAAAAUAAUUCUUACCUAGGUAAACCUAGAUUGAAAAGUGUUGAUUUUUAAAAAAAGACACCCAGCAAUAGUGGCUUUCCUAAAAACAUGUUGUACCAAAACGUGUGUGCAAGAGCAUUUUCUUAAUGUGCCAAGAAAAACUUGAUUUAUGCUGACCUAAUUGAUAUUGCUGGUGCCAAAAGCAGCUGCUAAUUCUGCUUAUCAGCUUUGAAGAUGGAAUGAGUGAUAGAAAUAGGUUGCAGGCUCUCUUGGGAAAACCUUCAUGGUUGCAUUUGCACCCUGGAGUGUGAAGCAUGGCAGCAAUCCAGCAUCAUUUUAUAUAUAUAUUUUAGAUUGCUGAAAGAGUUCUAACCAUCACAAUAAAAUCCUAACUAUUGUUUUGUGCUGUAGUGCUUCUGGUAAAGACCUGGAAAAUGAGAUAUUGGUUGGGGAUGCCAAAGAUCCAUUGGGACUUUUCGUACCUCCCGGCAAAGUUGGUGUGAGCACUAGGUUCCGUAGCACAUUCCGCCUUGUAUUCCAGUUAGGUGGGUUAUUGUUCUGCUUUAAGGGAAUACAUAUUUAGAGCUUGCUAGCAUAGCUCAAUCCAGCAUAGGAUUGAGAUAAAUCUUUGUUCUUCUACAAAGCAGCCUUCCCAGGCUGGUGUCCUCCAGAUGCACCAAUUUGGGAGAGAUGAGUCUCCAGAGCCUCUAAUUUGACGGCACCAUUUGACAAAAGUGACUGGCCAUCUUUAUUUGUAUGCCAAUGUUGCCUGUCUGCCUACUUUCUCAUGAUUGCGGUUGGGCCACCCCAGGGAAGAUGUUCUAUGCCAGGGUUUCCCAAAUUGGCUCCCCAGCUGUUUUUGGACUACAAGUCCCAUCAUCCCUAGCUAGCAGGACCUGUGGUCAGGGAUGAUAGGAAUUGCAAUCCAAAAAAAGCUAGAGACCCAAGUUUGGGAAAACCCCUACACCAUUGUUGUUGUGCGCCGCCCUCCAGUAUUGCAUCUUAGUCCCUUCAAGCACUGAAGUGAGAGAGAGUGCACCGUAUUGUUGCUGCUUUGCUCUGCUAGGGGGUAUAUUGCAGACUAGCUACCGCAGCUGCCCGUCCCAACCUCAAGGGUCAGGCUAGCAUCACGGUGGUUGGGGAAUGUGGUGGAGGGGAGCAAAGGAGUUGUUAUGUAGGCAAGGCUGGGGCUACAGUUUGAGGCUUUGCAAGGAGAGAGUGGGCUUCUGCAAAUGAGCUACUUCAUAGGAGAAUGGGGAGGGGAGAGGAUGGGGAAGGCAUAAAUGUGUGCUGUGGUCUAAAGGGCCUUGAAUUCAGAGGGGUGGUGGUGGGGAGAAUGCACUUUUGUUCAGUGCAAAGGUGGGUGGUCCAUUAAUCCCUUAAGCCUUUAAAUGCUAGAAGUGAUCAGCAGGGACUGAAAAACAGUGUCCUUCUGCUGCUUUCGUCAGAACAAGUGUGGGUGAAUUUCGAGGCCCUGGGCUUUAUGUGUCCAACAUGCUGCUUUUAAAAGCCUGCGUGUCUUCCUGUUCUUAGUCCUUAACAUUGGAGCAAGGUGUGAAAAGAAUGUGUGUCGAAUGAGCCAUCAGACCUAGAGGGAGAUGAUGAUGCCUUGUUUUCCUGGCUGGAAUUAAGAGGCUAAACCGUGGCUUGGGAGGCAUGGGUGAGACAAACCAGGGCAGCUUGGAAUUUGUCCACAAGCAGUGAUCUAGUGGUGUCCUUGACAGUAUAAGCCCUCGCUAUAUUUGAAAGUACCCUCUAGAAACCUUCGGAUAUGGCCGUCUCUGUUCAGACACAUAUCUUCUCCCACCCCAGCUCUCUUUUUCUAUUAAUUGCGCAGUUCAGGUUUUGCUUUGGCUGCCCCCAUUGUAUGGUCAAUACACCCUUCUCAGAUACAGUCAUACCUCAUGUUACGUCCGCUUCAUGUUAUGUUCUUUCAUGUUACGCCCCGCAGAGACCCGGAAGUACCGGAAAGGGUUACUUCCGGGUUUUGCUGCUCGUGCAUGCGCAGAAGCGCAAAAUGGCAUUACGUGCAUGCGCAGAAGUGGUGAAUCGCAACCUGUGCAUGCGCAGACGCGCCACUGCAGGUUGCGCUCUUUUCAUGUUGCGAACGGGCCUCCGGAACAAAUCCCGUUUGCAACCAGAGGUACCACUGUAGUUGCCUUGAAUAGUUCUGAGCUGGAAGAGAGGGUGUUUUUGCCAAAAUGUUGACCAGCCAUGAACGGGAACAAGCCCUUUCCUUCAGAUUGGAUUUGUGACUUUGUCAUGUAGCCUAGUCUAGUGAUGUAACAACAGGAUGUAGUAACUUUUGUGAUCACUGUUGGGCUGUAAUCACUUUGGAGAGAAAUGGGUCUUCAGUAUGAGCUAAACCGGGGUGGGGUAGGGGAAGUACCACUAAUGGGCCUGAUACUUGGGUCCUCUGAAAGCCAGCUUAUGUUGGGGACAAUAUUUUGCACAUAUCCAGUUUAUAUUCUACAAUCUGUGCUUUAUUUUUACUGUUUCUCUUAACAUGUAGCACCGUUGCAAGACAUUGUGAUUUUCAAUUGUGAGAAAUAUCCCACUCAUGUUUGCUCAACAGUUCAGUGAACGGUUCAGGUGUGUUGCAGGACAUCUGAAGUUUUCUCCCUCUGCUUACAGUUGUCUGGAUCCGAGCCAAUAGGCAGUAGUGAUUUCUCACUAAUGUUAAUGCUUAUUCCUUUUAAUUCUUGCACAGAUGUUUUUAAACUCCAUUUGGCUGCAAACUUCCUUGAUCCAAUUCCCUCUUUGGGGGCUGAAGUCCCUCCAGACUGUUGUUGGAGGGCAAAAAGUCUCUUUGCUGCAUGACUUAGCCCCCUUACAAGAGGUCAGGCUAUGUAAUAAAGCCUUUUCCCUCUGUCACUUGCUGCUUCCUAUUUGGCACGUAAGUGGAUGUUGGCAUUACAUAGUAGUGGGUUCAUAUGCAACACUUAUGCUACACAUGCAGAUAUGUGGAAUACUUGUGUUGCAUCUUUGAAAAGUCUCUUGUGAGCAAAGUUGGUGUCUUAAUGCUUUUCCGGGACUUAAACCCUUGAACAGCUGUAGGAACUAGGUAACUAGUCUGUUCAGACAUAAUGCUAAACCCUAGAACAAGACUAUCCUCCUCUGACCUUCUUACUCUAAACAGAAAUCAAAUGCUUCUGUUUCCAUUUUAGAUUAACCACAGUUUAACAUGUCAUCUGAACUCAAAACUUUGAUUUUUAUCUCAUAACCCUCACUGGAAACAAGCCAACUUCUUCCCACUAACUGUAGCUGAGAUAAAUCAUAUCUGUCCAGGUUCAAAUGACAUGGAAAUCUGUAGAUACUGAAAAAAAUGUAAGUGAAAAGUUUGCAAAUUCCUCAUUGUGCCUGUGGAGGAGAGACCAUAGGAGUUUAAGAAGAGCCCUUUGGAUCAGGCCAGUGGUCCAUCUGUUUCAUCAUCCUGUUCUUGCAGUCUCCAGCCAGGUGCCCAUGGCAAGCCCACAAGCAGGACCUGAGCGCAGCAGCACUUUCCUCUUCUAUUCUUUCCAGCAACUGCUAUUCAGAAGUGCAUUGCCUCCAGCAGUAUAUGUGGAGGAAUACAUAGCCAACAGACUUAGUAGUCACUGAUAGCCUUAUUGUCACUGAAUUUGUCUAAUCCUCUUUGAAAGUUGGUAGCCAUUGCUGCCUCUUGUGGGAGUAAGUUUGCCUGUGCUCAGAGUGAAGAAGUGCUCCUUAUUAUCUGGCCUUAAUCUUCCAACUUUCAGCUUCAUCGGAUUACAAUGAGUUCUAGGGUCAUGAGGGGCGGGGGGGGGGGGGUUUCUACGCACUUUCUCUGUGCCAUGUAUAAUUUUAUACACUUAUAUUAUGUCACCUCUUUCUUCCUUUUUCUCUAAAUUAAAAAGCCCCAAAUACUAUAAGCUUUCCGGGGUGGGAGGUGACAGGCUUAUUCUCAUAGUGCUAAACUGUGGUUUAGUGUUACAGUCACAGUCAAACCAGUGGAUAUUCCCUGCUGUUUUGGUAGUGCCAUGGAAUAUCUCCCAGGUGCCCCUCCACAUUGUCUCUAGCAGAUGGCAACUCACCUCAGGAGUGUGAAAUGGUUCACCACAAAACAAACGCAUCUCAGAAUCGGUGGAAGGAAACCAUUUUAGCACUGCCAUACUUUCUAAUUCCCCAGCCUUCUCACUCUGAACCUCUCCUUUCCCCCUGCUAAGUUGACAAGUGUCCAAUUGUGUGUUGAUGCAGUGUUUCACUGCCAACACGUAGCUUUUGUUAAUUUCACAAGUUAAGAGUUGCUGAGGUCAGCAAGAAUGGAAAAAGCUUUUCAGAAUAGAGAAGAAAUGUGGGGAUGGCUGCCAGUAGUGGGCAGGGUCUGGUCUGAUCUCCCUUCUGGUACAAGGCAGAAUGGUGAUGGUGCUGUGCUCUAGGUGCAAGGGAGAUCCUUCCACCUUCUCUCCGUUGAUGGCACGUUGUGAAUUAAGAGAAACACACUGAGACCCAAGGGGGAAAACGCAUCCAGCAUAUUUGCUAAAGUGUGGAGCAGGAGAGCUUAGCCUGCAACCCCAGGAUACCUGUCUUUGUGUAUUCAGAGUGCUGUUUCGUAAUCUUGUUAGCAUUAAGUAUGAGGGAAGGUCAGCAUCCUGUAUCUGUAUCUUGCAGAUACAAGUUGAGUGCCAGAACAGUUCCCAGCUGAAACUACUCACUGCACAAUGAUAACUUCCGCCUCUCAGGCCUUGGGUGGCAAAUAGUCCCCCAGCCUAAAAUAGCUACUCACCAACAGCAACAAUCCAUAUAACAGAUAUGGAAACAGGGACCAGGUCCUGAAGUAGACCCAAAGCCAGACUUGUCACCGUGACUUCUCUAGAGACACUGGCACUUGUCAUCCACAACAUCAGGAAAUCACUUGAUCAUCUUCACUUGCUCACCUGACACCAGAAAUAAUAAUAAUCAUCAGCGCAUAAGGCCUUUAAGAAUCAUAUUGUCAGGAAAGCAUUGUUUAACGUUUGGGUGAGAUAUAAGGAUUUGUUGGAAUGCAAAACACCAAGGUGGCUGUCACCAAUGGAGGCAAAGGCAUUGAAAAAAACAAAUAUGGAGACAAAUUGGCCAAAAUAUUGUGAAAUUUUAGAACAAGUUGGAGAUAAAUUAAAAUUGCAGAGUUUUGACAAAUUAAAAACUAAAGUUUGAGAUUGGCUUCACUAUUACCAAAUAAGGGAGGUUUUUAACCUAGAUAAAAAGAUUGGUUUCCAGGAGGAAAAAUCUAAACUGGAAACGGAAUUGUUAGAACCUAAAACUAAAAAUCUGUCAAGAAUGUAUAAUCUGCUGUUGAAAUGGAAUACACAGGAUGAAAUGGUUAAGUCUGCUAUGAUUAAAUGGGCACAAGAUGUUGGGCAUAAUAUUAUGUUUGCUGACUGGGAACGGUUAUGGACCACAGGUAUGAAGUUUACGGCUUGCAAUGUAUUAAGAGAAAAUAUAAUGAAAAUGAUCUAUAGGUGGUACUUAACCCCAGUCAAGCUAGCCAAAAUCUAUCAUUUGCCCGAUAAUAAAUGUUGGAAAUGCAAAGAAAAUGAAGGAACCUUUUCCACCUUUGGUGGAUGUGCCCAAAGAUCAAGGCCUUCUGGGAAAUGAUAUAUAAUGAAUUAAAAAAGGUAUUGAAAUAUACUUUUGUGAAGAAACCAGAGGCUUUCCUCUUGGGCAUGGUCGGCCAAUUGGUGCGAAGGGAAGACAGGAAUUUUUUAUGUAUGCGACAGCAGCGGCAAGAAUACUUAUUGGGAAAUACUGGAAGACACAAGAAUUGCCUACCCGAGAAGAAUGGCAGAGGAAAGUGAUGGACUAUAUGGAACUGGCUGAGAUGACCGGCAGAAUUCGAGAUCAGGAAGAAGGGUUGAUGGAAGAAGACUGGAAAAAAUUUAAAAUAUAUCUUCAGAAACACUGUAAUAUAAAAGAAUGUUAGAAAAAGGUUGGAGAAGAAUAUUAGACCGUAUUGGCAGACAGGGUAUAAUGGAAUAAGUAAAUAUGAAGUGUAAAAUGAGGAUAGAGGAGAAUUAAAUACUUUCGAAUGUUAAAAUAAGUAAAAGAAAAGAAGGUUAGAAGGAUUUGCUGGAGAUACGAUUUAAACUAGAAUACAAAGCAGGGAGGUGAGAGGAAGUCAUGGAAACAAGUAAAUGGGAAAAUGGUUGUAAUGGUCUAAUUUGAUUUUUGUCAUUUUCUAUUGUGAUUUUUUGUUUUUUUUCUUAUUUCUUUUUUACUGUCUGUUUUUUGUAAGAUGUAUGUGGUUUGUUUUUUUUCUAUACCUUUUUUUUUGUAAUUUUAAAAUUGGAAUAAAUAUUCUUUAAAAAAAAAGAAAAAGAAAUAAUAAUAAUAAUCAUCAUCAUCAUCCUUCACUAGCAGGUCACAGAGCAAGAGCCAAAAAGCAAGUGGGGGAGAACAUUCAACCACCCCAGUUCACUUUUUAAUUGACCUUACUGCAAAGGGAAGCUGCAACAUGAAACCAUCAAGAAGUUUAGUGUGGCUUGAAUCAGGGCAAAAGGGCUUGUAGUCCCACUGAAACUAUAAUUGACAUAACUAAGGUGGAUCCAUUAUCGUCAGUGGGUCUACUCUGAGUAGGCACCCCCUGCAGUUUUAAUCACAGUUGUUGUUGUCAUUUAGUCGUUUAGUCAUGUCUGACUCUUCGUGACCCCAUGGACCAGAGCACGCGAGGCACUCCUGUCUUCCACUUCCUCCCGCAUUUUGGUGAAGCUCAUGCUGGUAGCUUCGAGAACACUGUCCAACCAUCUCGUCCUCUGUCGUCCCCUUCUCCUUGUGCCCUCCAUCUUUCCCAACAUCAGGGUCUUUUCCAGGGAGUCUUCUCUUCUCAUGAUGUGGCCAAAGUAUUGGAGCAGUACUUGUGUUAAUUGGUUAACCAAUUUUUGUGUAUGUAACGGCCAUCCUUAAUAAUAUGGUAUCACUAUCGUAACUUUUGUGCACUUCAUUCUGACCUCACUGCUUACAGUUCCUUCCCAUCAGCUGUAGAAUAUACACUUUAACUCAGGAUAAUGCUCAAUUCACUAGCUAGACCCGAAGCCCGCAAACCAUAAUACGUAAUUCUGUUGGCCUGAAAGGUGGCAUGAGAUUUUCUCUUCUGUUUCAGCUUCUGUACUUUAGGAAGACUCGUCUCUGUUCAGUCCUGUAGACUUGCGGAGAGCAGUGUCAAGAGGUUGUGCUAGCAGGGGUCAGGUGCUUCUCGCAAAGGCAUGUGUCACUGUCCCAUUUCCAGGGAUGUUUAAGGCUGGUGUGAAAUGGAGCUUUCAAUUUGUCUCACUGCAGGUAGUCUUGUAAGUAGUGUUUUAUUUAAGCCUUGGGCUGCUAAAAUAAGACUCCUUCUCUGCCAGUUCUCACCCCCUCUCCUUUCCAGCUAUGCUAUUCCACCUUUUUGAUGUGCAGCUGUCUUCUCUUAUGAGUUGGAUGGAAGCUUCUGGCCCAGUAAUCUUUAGCUUUGCAUGUUGCUUGGAUGGCCACAAAUUAUGUAAAUAAAAGAGAAUGCAGAUAUUCCAUGUAAUAAUAAAAUUGAGCAAGUUUUCCUUUUGGGCACCAACUGCAUCUGAUGAUGCUAAAUGGAGUUCUGAGCUACCUUACCUGCAGCAGUUCCCACCUGAGCCCUUUGCUGAAAGGGGCUGCGUGUUGCCUAUUUUCUGUACAGCGGAAGUGCAAAAUGGUGUAUGUUUUUGGUACUGAAUGGUAUACGGCUAGUGUUUUUGGACUGCUUGUCCACAGAUUUGACUUUGGUGUCCGUUCACAGGUGUGACCCAAAUAAGUGGGAAGAUUUGCAAGUUGGGGGCGAACUCUAGUAUUUGCAAUACACUCUGCAUGUUAUAGCUUGUGGAAGGGCCCCAGCUCAGUGGCAGCACGUCUGCCUCGUGUGCCAAGGGUUCCAGGUUCAAUCCCCAGCAUCUCCAUUUAGGGCUGGGAGAGAGCCCUGCCUGAAUUCCUGCAGAGUGGCUGCCGGAUAAUGUCAACCAUACUGAGCUAGAUGGACUCGUGGUGUGAAUCAGUAGUAAGACAGCUAGCUGCGUGUGUUUCUAGAAUGUUGGGAGGAGAGUUCUCUAGCCAAGCUUUCCCCCCAGAGCUAAGGACUAGCUUCCAUCCAGAUAAGCUUAUGCUUUCCAUAUGAAGGGAAUCUUUGGUGAAGGGAACGUCCAGAGAUGCAAAGCCCCACUUGCAUUUUGCACUAUCCCGGGAGGAUUGUACUGUGUGUACCCCCCCCCCCAAGUGCUUUUGCACUGAACUAAACUUGAUUUUUUAAAAAGGAAUAAAAAGACACUGGUCUUUUAAGGAAUUUAUAAUCUGCUUUUCAGGCACAUUCUUAACAAAGCAGCUUGCAGCAUAUAUGUAUACAAUCAAAAGUCAAUAUUAAAAUAAACUUCAAAACUACUCGUUAAUAACAAUGCUAAAGGCUUAAAUGCAAAAUCAGGCACAUCAAGAAUAAGAAAGCAGCCAGACCCAAGGUAACAGAUCUUAAGGAAUCCAGCACACAGGCUGAACAUUUUGAAUAGCCAAAUUCCAUCUCUGAAAUAAGCUAUUUCUCCCAAAUGUUUGGGACUUGAUCCUCUGUGCCCAAUCAGUGGUUCACUCUGGCCAUUAGCUCUCUUGUCUGCUGCUGCACUAGAGACCCUCUUUGUGUAGCUUGAAGAAGUCAAUCUGGGCUCUCAGAAACUGAAGAAAGGUAAGGCAGACAAUUGCUUUGCACCCUAGAAGCAACUUAAAAUAGCACAAUCCUCUGCAGUUUAAAUCCCUUUAAAAAGAACUUGAGGGCAGAAAGGCAGUGAUUUACCUUUUUCCAGUACAGAUGGAGACUCCUCCAGAACUCUUCAGUUAAAACUGAAUCUGGGGUCAGCGUCCUGCUUAUUACCAAGUGUGCUGCUCUCCAAAGCAAUUUAGCAGUUUAAAAAUGGGACUGUGUUUUGCAGGGCAUGGAUAGAGUGAGAAUGGAGUCACUGAUUAAGCCCAGAAGGGAAUCCAAAACCUGGUGCUGGUGGUUGCUUAGUUGGGGGACUAUCUGGGGAGAGGGGAGACAUUCUUUUAUCCCAAUUACACCAGAACUGCAAGGUGGUUUUGGGGUUUUUUAAGGAACUAUUUAUAUAUGGCUUCUAAAACAGAAUUUCUCAAUUGCAAAAUAUGGCCUCUUGGUAUUACAGGAUUCUGCCCCACACUUGCAGGCAGAGGAGAUUCCGAACUGCACAAUUGCAGAGAAGCUUCUGUAACUGAUCCUAGUACUGUACUUAAAAUCCGCAAUGGCAGUCACAGCUACAAUUGGGAAGCUGGUGAUGUUGGCUUCCUCUUGCCAAUAGGAAAGGGCUGUAACAGAUAGUGACUUGCUUAAGAUCAGAUGCUGGCUUCAUGGUGAAGCUGAGGCUUGACCCAGGGAGUUUACUGGCUUACACCUAACGUGCAGGGAGGGGACAGUUUGCUGUUUGAAUUCUGUUCCAUAUGAAAAAAAGUUUCAUCCACAUGGAAAGCUGGGGGAAGAGUCUAGGGUGCCCUUCUCUCCAGCAUGCUGGUUUUCUGUGUGGAAGAAACUCCCCAGUCAUUUAAAUUUUCUCCUGCAGCCUGAACAGAGAUGUUAAGGCUCAGGAAAAAAACAGGGGGGGGGGGAUGUGGAGGGGACAGUAAAUGUCCCAGUCCCCAGGUCUUUUCCUGGUCAUCCUUUUUCUAAGCCUGGAGUGGCUCAGUGAGAAAUAGACAUGCUUAUUGAUGGGGGGGGGGAGAGGAGUCUGCCCCAGUGCCAUUUAUUACAUCUGCAUGGCUUAGAAAGUGGCCUGUCAGCUGACAGACAAAACGCUCUUGAUUCUGGAAAGGCGGCAGGGUCUGGGCCGUGUCCUUCUGGGACGGAUCGCUGCCUGGAAGGAUGGCGAGAAGGCAGAGGGAGUUGUGUAACAUUGCAGCAAUGCCUUGGUUUACACUUCCCAGUCUAUAAAUAAUUCCCUUCGCCUUGCUGCUUCCAGUGGGGCGAUGACUGCUUGCGAUAGAGGUGACUGCCUUGUGUUUUUAACAGAGCAUGUGACUGCAGGGGGUGGAGGGAAGAGAGAAGUGGGAAGGUGUUUGUGUCCAGGGGUGGGGGGGGUGGGAAUCUGAGCUGAUAAGAGAUUGAACUGCAUAAGAGGAGGGGGAGGCACUGAAUCAAGGUGGAUCUGUCAGCCAGUGACUCACAAGCGCUCUGUUAGCUGGAGGGUAUUGCUGGCAUUCCAAUUUAAAAGCGCUGCCUAAAAUAUUUAAGAGGAGCAGGGGGGAGCAUUGAUCACAAGCGAUUAUUUCUUCAGAGAGUGCUGCUCUGUUUGUCGAAUGCCUAAACGGCUCCCCAUCUCCCCACAAAACAGGCAGAGGGCAGACCCCUCCAAAGCUCUGCAACAUGUUGCUUGAGAUUCUUGCACAAGUUUUGCACAGCUUAUAGGGCCAGCAGGAAUGCUUAUAGGGCCAGCAGGAAUUCUGGACUUCCUGGCUCUGCCACCAGCCUCCUGUAGACGUCCCUGUCCUUGAGGUGAGACCCUUCUGGUAGUGGCACUCCGUAGUGGAACACACUCCCUCAAAGAGGCACCUUAUCCUCGGGUUCCAGUAGAAGAACUCUUUAUUUCCCCCAAGGUUUUUAGAUGACAUUUCAUUCCUAGUGGCUGUUAACGCUGCUUUUGUUAUCUUGUGGAAAUGCACAAAAAAAAGGAGGCACCCAGUGAUGUAAACAAAAAAGAGAAAUGGAAUCUCAAGGAUUCUGAAAAGGAAGAGAGUGGUGGUGUUCAAGCAACCAUUCCUUUUUAGCACCUUCGUGCUACCUUGGUAAUUUUGCAGCCUUUUAGUCUAAGGGUUGUUUGCAUUUAAAUUUUUUAAAAUUUGUUAGUUCUUGUGAACUACCGUGGGAAUACUUUUGAAAAGUGGUUUAAAAAUACAUAUAAUAAUUCUUCUGUUUGCUCCUUAUGCUCAUUCAUGUAAAGUUGUGAUGUAAAGCUCCCCUUGUGGCUUCCCGUUGCUUACAGUCUGUGCUACUCUCCAUAUCUCAAGGGCUGCCACUUAGAAGAGGGAACAAGCUUGUUUUUUCCUGCUCAAGAGGGUAGGACCCGAACCAAUGGAUUCAAGUUACAGGAAAGGAGAUUCCGGUUCAAAAUCAGGAAGAACUUUCUGACAGUAAGAGCUGUUCGACAGUGGAACAGACACCUCCAGGAGGUGGUGGACUCUCCUUCCUUGGAAUAAUAAUAAUAAUUUAUUAUUUCUACCCCGCCCAUCUGGCUGGGCUUCCCCAGCCACUCUGGGCGGCUUCCAACAAAAUAUUAAAGUACCGUAAUGCAUCAAACAUUAAAAGCUUCCCUAAACAGGGCUGCCUUCAGAUGUCUUCUAAAAGUCUGGUAGUUGUUUUUCUCUUUGACAUCCGGUGGGAGGGUGUUCCACAGGGUGGUUGCCACCACCGAGAAGGCCCUCUGUCUGGUUCACUGUAACUUGGCUUCUCGCAAUGAGGGAGCUGCCAGAAGGUCCUCGGUGCUGGACCUCAGUGUCCGGGCAGAAUGAUGGGGGUGGAGACACUCCUUCAGGUAUACUGGACCGAGGCUGUUUAGCGCUUUCAAGGUCAGCACCAACACUUUGAAUUGUGCUCGGAAACGUACUGGGAGCCAGUGUAGGUCUUUCAAGACCAGUGGUCCCGGUAGCCGCUCCCAGUCACCAGUCUAGCUGCUGCAUUCUGGAUUAGUUGCCUUCAAAGGUAGCCCCAUGUAGAGCGCAUUGCAGUAGUCCAAGCGGAAGAUAACUAGAGGAUGCACCACUCUGGCCAGACAGUCUGCGGGCAGAUAGGGUCUCAGCCUGCAUACCAGAUGGAGCUGGUAGACAGCUGCCCUGGACACAGAAUUGACCUGUGCCUCCAUGGACAGCUGUGAGUCCAAAAUGACUCCCAGGCUGCACACCUGGAAGAGGUUAGAUGGCCAUCUGUCAGGGAUGCUUUAGUUGAGAUUCCUGCAUUGCCAGGGGUUGGACUAGAUGACCCUUGGGGUCCUUUCCAACUCUGCAAUUCUGUGAUUCUAUUAUUUUCCCACACACUUCCACCCCCAGUGUUUAUUCCAGGGGCCUGCUUGCCUGCAUAAGUAGAAUGCUGCCUCCCCUAUGCUUCACAUCCUGCUUUUCCUUAUUAGGAACCUCAUGUUGGUUCUCCCCUUCCCCUUAUUAUCCCUGCAACAACCCUGAGGGGUAGGUUAGGCUGAGAGGCGGUGGCUGGCCCCCCAGGUCACAACCCAGGUUGUUUUAGUUGCUAUUGUUGACAUGGACGGCCCCCAACCUGGACAGCCUGUUGAUACUCAGGGCUGCUUAAAGCCUUGAGUGGUUCCUAGUCUAGCAGAAAUAGUUGCUUAAUUGCAAGCUUGCGCUGGCCAAUUCUUCCUCGGCAGCAAGAAGUGUUGUGCUGUUUUUUAUUGGGGGAAGGAGGAUCUGCUUACCCUUCGGCUCCAUCUGGUGCAGCAACGGCUCUUGCUAAUUGCUCUGUGACGAGGGCAAGUUCCAGAUUGUAACACACCUCCAAGUGCUGAGUCACUUCUCUGCUCUUGGCUGGCAGAAGUUGUUGCUGCCGCUGCCACCUCUUGUUAAACCCAAAUGAACAUUCAGUGGCUGGUCGGUCAUCGGAUUCCUUUUUGCACACAAACCACCGUGCCUAAAAGCAAUGUUAACAGUAUAUCCUCUGGUCCCAUUUUUUUUUGGGUGGUUUCAGACCCUCUUGAGAUUGCACUAAGAAAACAUGUCAGGUCCCACACUGUGUUUAUGGCUGAGUGGAGGAAUCUUACCUUUGGCAGUCAUGAGACUGAACUUAUAAGACCAUAGACCGCUGCCUUGUACUCCUGGCCCAUUACCUCAGUAUUGUCUACACUGACUGGCAGUACUUUUCUAGGGUUUCUGUCAGUGAACCUUUCCCAGGCCUAUCAGGAGGCACAUCUGCUUCCCCAAAACUCCAGAAUCCAUGUUCAACUGCAGUUUUUUUAACUUGGAAAUCCAGUUUUCAAGUUGCACCUUUUGAACCAUAUGUCUGUGUUUCACCUAAAAGGCAGCACAGAUGAGCAUCUGAGUUUCUCUUAUUGCAUACAACUGGAAAAAUAGCAUGGCCAUAAUUUUAGUGCACAAAACACCUGUGUUAGUGGAUUUUUGCAAUUCAAGAAGACCUUAACAGUCUGCUAAUAGUGUGAGUUUUUGUAAGGGGGGCGAGGGAGACCUAAGGGUCAAAUCUUCUGCUACUGUUUGUUCAUAGAGUCUAUACUUCCUAGUAUAGAAUAUGUCCGUAUUCAUGUGUAGUGAUGGUGCCUCUGCCAGCUGAGUGGAAGCUAAUGUGGGUGUAGGUUUCAGGUUGCUUUGGUCUGUGCCAAGCAAACCAUGCCUGAAUUGUUAGUUCAUUCCUCUUUUUACAUGUUUAUGCCUUUGAGUAACACGAGGAUGGAGCCUGUUAAACUGUAUAGCACUUGGCACGUUCUCCUUUGUUUGUCUUUUUGGAACUGCCCUGUGAGGCUAGUCCUUAUUCCCACAUUACAAACUGGGAGCGGCAGAAACAGGCACAUCUUGGCUCAGGACUCCCCAGGGGCGCUGACAGUUGGGAGUGGAAGGUGUCUUUCCUAGAUGCAGGUAAACACUGGAUCAACCUGAUCACAAAUAUUUGGCAUGCUUCAGUUCUUAUAUAAAGAAUUGUGAAAGAAAUAUACAUGCCUCUGCAGAGUAUAUCCCUGGUGCAAAAAUACAACAAAAGGGGUGUUUCAGUCCAUUCUUUAGUCCAUUCUUGGUUUGCAUAAUGGUAGCUGGUGUUGUGUGGUGUGGAAUGCAGCCCACCAUGCUAAUCGCUGCAAGGUGUGUGGUCUUGUGCUCUGCCUGCUCCUUUAAGAAGCCCAAGGCAGGAGGCGGUGCCUCUUACCAAGUGAUACCAGUCCCUCAACAGUGUCCUUAUUGCCUCCUCUAGUCUACAAUUGGGACACGGGUGACGCUGUGGGUUAAACCACAGAGCCUAGGGCUUGCCGAUAAGAAGGUCGGUGGUUCAAAUCCCCGCGAUGGGGUGAGCUCCUGUUGCUCGGUCCCUGCUCCUGCCAACCUAGCAGUUUGAAAGCACAUCAAAGCGCAAGCAGAUAAAUAGGUACCGCUCCGGCGGGAAGGUAAACGGCAUUUCUGUGCGCUGCUCUGGUUCGCCAGAAGCGGCUUCAUCAUGCUGGCCACAUGACCCGGAAGCUGUACGCCAGCUCCCUCGGCCAGUAAAGCGAGAUGAGCGCCGCAAUCCCAGAGUCGGCCAUGACUGGACCUAAUGGUCAGGGGUCCCUUGACCUUUACCCUUUAGUCUACAAUUGAAUUGCUUUUCCAUUCUCUCUCUGCCCGUUCAAAGUAUAUGUGGUUGUCCUCCAACAAAGUGGGCAGAGGUAGCGAGAUGGGAGGGGGAGGGAUCCAGAUACUUCCUAUCUUGUAAUCUCCAUCAGUUGCGUUUCACACCUGCCCAAGCCCAACCUGCUUUAGCAAACCUUUGCACAGCAUUAGACAGCAGAAUAUAUUGGCAGUGUCUCCUAAAGCAGGGCUGGGGAAACGCCAAGCCCAUGGGGCAGAUAUGGCCCCCAUACUUCUCUGUCUGGCCCUUCGAACUUUCUGCAGACCACACCCCUCACCGUACCCUCCUUGAGUUCUUGUUUCUAGGCAGAAUGUGUGCUUGUACGUGAUAAACGUGUCUUGCUUGCCUGGAUGGAGGGAGGUGUUUGUGUGUAGAAGCCUCUGGCUUUUAUGUGCAGAGAUUCACACCCACUCACUCCUGGCUCUGCCCCUGCCCACCACCUGGUGUGCAGCCCCUGGAUGAAAUGUGGGCUGCGACGGGCUCCCCACCCCAAAAGAUGCUCCUGAAUCAGACGCGGAACUGCAGCUUCUUCCUAGAACUGUCCUGUUCUUCCUUCACUUCCUUGCUUUUUCCUUCUGAAAGUGUUGCCGCUGCUUCUCUGCUGAGUGUGGUGCAGCUCACUAGCCCACCCUAAGGUCCAGCUCCGCUUGGAACCAGGGUGAAAAUUGCAGCUGUUGUGCUACACGUCUGCUUCCUUCCCCUCCUCAUUUUGUGGUGCUCAGGCCCUGCUGCAGGCGGACACUGGCAACCUGUGCUGACAAAGCAGCAGAAAGCAAAACCUGCCUGGCAAGGGAAAGGAUUGCUUCAGAACAUGCAGCCUGCCCGUUGCCAAGGGAGGAGCUGUACUCUGCUUCAUCACGUCUCUGCCAUUUACAGAAAAGGGGAAAAAAAACUGCUCCAGCACAAGCGGAGCCACAAGAUUCUGCUUCUGGCUGCCAGAGUCUCAGCCUAAACACCACCUAGUGUGCAGAGAUGGUGAAUGAUGAGCCAGCAGUGGCACUGGGCACGGUUCGUUUCAAGGCUGGCCAUUGCCCCGUGACCCACUUUGCUGGCUUCUCAGUGCAGCCUGGCGGCUGAAUUGCAGCUGAGCUGUGAUUUGAGCAGGACGUUGCCUUUCCAUGUUGAUAAGGACGUUUAAUUUUAAAAUAACAUCCUCAGCACUUGAGGGCAAGGAGGUAGGCUUGCUCCAGGCCAGCUUCCGGUUUCUGAGAUUGCCUAGCAGCUGAAAUCCAUCCUGCAAGCAGACAUCUGAGAGUGUCAAGGCAGACUUUGAAAUAAAGACCUGGACUACCACCUGCUUCUCCAGUUUUAGGUCUGUAAAGGAAGGGUAGAGCAGGUAGAAUGAAAAGCAAAUGGGAGUACCCAAUUGUGCAACAUGGGUUGGCCGCCCCACAGUCUCCCUAGAAUAUGCUGGCUCCUUUAUUUUAAAUUUCCUAAUGGAUGCUUAAUGAGGAAGUACUUUGAGCUUGGUUCGGGAAGAGAUAGUGUUAAGAAGAAUUUUAAACAGUGUCCACAUUGGGCCGUGAAAUGCUAGGGUACUUGUGCCCCUGGAUCUUGGCUGAGAACUAGUUCAGAUUCCCCCACCAUUCAUACCUACCCUUCACUGGAGACCACAACUGGGGCGGCAGCAGGCUGUUAUCAAAGCCUGACGCAAACCUCUUGCUUCAGAGGCUUUAGCAGUUAUGUGGAGGGAUGAAGGGAACAUACAGAUCGCCUUUCCAGCAUCUGGCGUGGCUCAGCUUUGCAGCCAUUGCGAAAGGAGAAUUCUUGGUGUUGUCUAGGUUGGCAUGUAGAGAUUUUCUACCUUUUCUUUCUCUUUUGCUAACUGUUUUAGUGUGUCUUGUUCACAGCUUGAGGCUAAUUGAACCUCUUUUUUUCUUUUUUGCUGACUCGGGAGACUGACAAAGAGUGAGAGCACCAGAGAUUCAUCAGCUGCCUGGCUGCCUCACAUGCACUGCCUGGGUGUGCCAUGAGAUGUGCGUGCAUCCAGAAAUGGCACGUGUAAAUGGCAGGAGACCCGAUGAGUGUCCCUCCUAUGGGUCAACUGCAUUUGUAGGCAUUAUUUGUUUUGGGGUAAAAACUGGCACCACCAGGCUGCACCGGAAUCUGUUCUUCCCCCAUCCCCAUAAAUGUCUGUCUCUUUUUCUUCCUCCAUGGAAAAUGGGCUCACAAUCCUGCACUGAUUGUUACCUUAAGGUGGAAAAGAGGAGGAAUUAUUUCAUGGGAAGAAAUUCCUGUGCAUCUCCUGGAACCAGAAUAGAAACCUCCAGCUCUGAGCUGUUGCCAUGGAAACAAUCUGGGAAUGUCCUCCCACCCUCCUUUAUUAUUAAUGGGGAAUCUUCCCUGGUAAAUGAAAGGAAACUCUCAAAUUCAGAUGCUUGUCAAAGCCGCUAUGUCCUCAGCCAGCAGGGUCCAGCUGCUGCUGCUGCUGCAAGUUCAGAGGGAAUCCCACGGCUUAUGCAAUUGAUGUCACGUUCCCAAGGCACCGCUGUGCUUAGUGCUGGAAAAGCCUAUCCGGAGGGAGGAGGGGACCUCCACCACAACACCAUCGCCUGGCCUCACACUGCCCUUUUUGCAAGUGGAAACAUGGGGUGCUUGUGCAUUCCAGAAAGACGUUUUCGUUUAGUCGUGUCCGCCUCUUCGUGACUCCAGGGACCAGAGCACGCCAGGCACUCCUGUCUUCCACUGCCUCCUGCAGUUUGGUCAAACUCAUGCUGGUAGCUUCGAGAACACUGUCCCACCAUCUCGUCCUGUCGUCCCCUUCUCCUUGUGCCCUCCAUCUUUCCCAACAUCAGGGUCUUUCUAGAGUCUGCUAAAGAGUGCAACACAUUCCCUAAAUGUGUAUUAAGCACUACCACACUGCUGAAUAAUAGUCACCCAUCAAACAGACUUCAACAUACAGCUCCUGUAUUUUAUAGGUAUUAUGGUAGCUCUCUUAUGAGCGCUGUAAAUGUUUUGUCAACCACAUGGAUUUGCUUUGGAAUUGGUGCUUUAAAUUUUGGUGGUGAGGGUGCUGUUUAUCAUAAAAAAUAAAAAAUGGUACAUUGAUUCUAAAAAACGUAUUUGAUAUGGUUUGAAUAUACUUCUGUGUGUUCCUUUUCUGUAAUGUAAUCAUUUCUGAUCUUCCCAGCCACCCACACCCAAUCUUCUAAAUUGAUAUUUUGUGUGUGUGUGUGUGGUUGUGAUUAUGAAACAUUUCUGAAUGUAAGGUCAUGUGGGUGUCUUCUGAGAUGAAAGAAACGGCUCUUUGCUCAAUUUCUAACUGGCUUGAGAGACCGCAAAUGUGAAACUGACCAUUGGCUGCUGCCGUGCCUUCUAGGAACCUGAGGAUUUCCCCCAGCAAAGAUAUAUCAGCCCCGCAGCUUGCUCUGGAGCUCUGCCGGAACGCUAAUGUUCCUGCCAGGCUGGUGUGACCAUUAGCAGCCCCCCUGGGUGCCCCGUGGGGAGGCAGGGAUGCCCUAGACAGCGAAGUGGACGAAGAAUCCCUUGCUUGCAUAAAGAGCUGCUUGAUCAGGGCUCUUCUCCUCAAAAUAGCCUUCAGCUGUACACUGCCUGCUGACUUCACCCAUCGAUUACAUCACCCUGCUGUUGCUCUUUUACUCACAAGUCGCUCUGAACCGCCUCCGCUGAAAAACAUGGUGGUGGUUCUAUUAUUAUCACCAUCAUCGAUUUAUUAAUUGCAUUCUAAGCAACUGUCUCAAGGCAAAUGGCACAUGAGAUAAUUAGAAACAGUUUAAAACACAAAAGCAUGGCAUGCAUUUAAAAUGAGACUAGCUUCUGUGGUGAGUUUUUGUCACCUGCAAACCGUCCCUUGGAGAGCGCUGUCCGAGGGAGUGACUCUGCUUCUGUGGCGCUUCAGAGGGGGCCAUAGAUGUACCAUUGCUGGCUGGUGUUCUGUUUACAUAUAACCCCCAGUUUAAAACAGCUGUGCUGGCUGUCAGUUCAUUUUCAGGCCCAAGUCAAGGUGCUCAUGUUCGUGUUGACAGCUGUAAACUGCUUAGGCCCCAAAUACCCGCAAAAGCACCUCCUUCCCUGCAGACCCUCUCGGGUGCUGAGAUCAGCAGAGGGGGCCCUCUUGGGAGUUCCUCUGCCCUCAGAGGCUCAGGGAGGUGGCAGCCCAGGAGAAGACAUUUCUCUGUGGUGGUCCCUGAGCUGGGGAGCUCCCUCCCUACGAGGUGCAGCUGCCACCUUCCUUGUAUAGCUUCCGGUGAAGCACCUCCUUACCCUUGCUCUUGACGCUUGAGGUCUGUGUUUCUAGGAGCCAUCUUAUUUUUGUGAUUGUGAGUUGUUUCAAACUGUUUGUAAUAUCAUGUGUUAAUGUUGUGCCUACCUUGGUAGCUUUGGGUGAAUCACCGCCAUCAUCACAAUCACCCAUCCUAUUUCCCCAUCUUCUGGUUCAAUAAAAGGAGGUCACCUAUUGGGGGGCCUGGAUGAGUUGGCUACUGGUGCUGGUCAUUGUGGACAGUAUGGUGCUGGAGGGGCUGGUGGCCUGUCUCUGCAUGAGGCAUUGCCUCCCUCCCUGUCUUCUUCAACUGUCCUUUUAAGAAAGUGACCAUCUGCUUGUUUUCAAAUGCAUCGGGCUGAAAUGUUCAGUGUUCACUCCAAAAUCACAAUCUGCCGCUUUUGGGGUUGGAAACUCCUCCAGCUAUAAAUAGCAAAGCCAUGUUCACGUAUGUUAUUUCUAAACACACACACAUCCUAGUUGCUGCUACCACUUCCUGAGUCAGGCAUGCUGGAGGGUUUUCCUUGCCUGCUAGAGCCGCUGGUGUGUUCCUAGGAGACUUGAGAGUUCUCCUGUCAUGCAAACUACUUCAGGCAAAAGCCAAGGGGAAUCCUGCCCUCAGAGAAUUGGCCAUGCUGCUGUUGUGCUAACCCUUUUAAACAUUUCUGUAGUGGCCUUUUCUGGUGAAUUCUGUCCACCUUGUCAUUUGCCUUUUUUCAUAGUUGUGCAUUUAAAAAGCUGUUCAUGGGAGGUGCAUUAACUCAGCUGGGGGCAGCUGCUGAAUGAGAAGUCUGUGUUAGCACAUAGACCUUCCAGAAGUCAUUAAUGACCUGGAGCUGGCAGAGGGCCUUCUCGGUAGUGGCGCCUGCCCUGUGGAACGCCCUCCCAGCAGAUGUCAAGGCAAUAAACAACUAUUUUACUUUUAAAAGACAACUGAAGGCGGCCCUAUUUAGGGAAGUUUUUAAUGUCUGACGCUGUAUUGUUUUUAAUAUUCAGUUGGAAGCUGCCCAGAGUGGCUGGGGAAACCCAGCCAGAUGGGCGGGGUAUAAAUAAUAAAUUAUUAUUAUUAUUAUUAUUAUUAUUAUUAUUAUCAGAAGGUCAGAACUGCAGUUGGUCUCACUAAUUUGGUUAUGCCACGUGGUGCCACUUUGAAACACCGGCUGUUGCGUAUAAAGGUGUUGCUUGAAGCUGCACUAAACUUCUAGGUUCACAGAUUACCAGUACUGUACUUCAAACAUCUCCAAAACUAUCUGCAUUGGGCCACAGUAGUUUUCUAAUAUUAUAAUGCUUUUAAAAAUUAUGAAAUGUCAUUGCUAUAUCCCUGGACUCACACAAAGCUUAGUUUCCCUGGUCUUGCCCAGAAAUUUAUUAUUUAUCGUGUAUUACGUUGUUAUGUUCUGCCUUUCCUCCAAGGCACUUGAGAUGACACACAAGGCUAUAUAUACCCCAUUUCCUCCUUGAAUAAUCACUACCAUUUAUUCUAACCUAAUGCCAACCUGUGAACUUCGUGUCUGAACUUUGUACCCAGGUUUCCAUAGUCCAAGUCUGCCUAUAUUUUUUUAGGAUGUUGUGUAUGACUUCUAAAAUCUUACGUUGGGAUACAGUUUCCCCUCUUCUUGAGGCUCCGUUAUCUAAUAAUUGGAGGUUUCCCACAUUUUUCAUGGAUGCAGUAAUAGUGGACUUUGUUAGGGCUUGGACUAGACAAGCUGUUCCUUUUUCGACAUUCAAGUUCAAGUUUUUAGUCCAUGCAUUUACAACUUAUUCCAGCUCUUCACCCCUUGAGCUCUGCGGCUUGCCCCUUUUCCCCUCUUCCUGUGAUUCUUACUUUUUAAUUCCAACUCUGCCAAAUAUUUCCGUAGUCACUACUCCUGCGCCUUCUCUUGCUUGCAAACUUCUUGUGGUUGUCACUUCAUUCUUACCAUAAAGCUCCCCCUUCCAACAUGGUCAGCUGCCUUCUCUCUCGCUGCCCACCAUCCCCAGGCGAGGUCCUCACUCCCAUGACACUCAGUCUGUCCAGCUCCAAACUCAGCGUCACCAAAUGUGGAGGUAGUGGAACAGCAUGGGUGUGAAUUUUUUGCUGCUGCUCUCCUGAGCUUAACAAGUGUUUAAAUUUGGGGUUUUGUUCUCUGUUCCAGGCGCAUAUUAAAUUUCCUAUGGACUACCCAUAUUCACCACCUACCUUCAGAUUCCUGACCAAAAUGUGGCAUCCCAACAUUUAUGAGGUAGGUGUCUUUCGUGGUGUCAAAAUUUCAACUGCUGUGGCCUCCUUCCUUACCAGGGCAUCGAAACCUCCCUUUUCUCCUCCUUUCUCUUUCUCUACAUCAUUGUCUUCCUUCCCCCCUCCCCAUAUUUAAUCCUUCUUCACCGCCAUGAAGAUAAAUGGGACUAUCUGGAGCACUUGAAGCGAGAAAGAGACUGAAAUCCAAGCGGUAGCCUUGCCUGGUCCUGUUCUCCUCCAUGACACACUUGGCUCUUGCUCCUGCUGCAACAGCUUCCUCUUCUCUCUCCUGCAAAAGCAGGAUUAGGGGUUGGCUGUUUCUUUGUUUCCAUCCCUUCUGCUGUCCUGGGCUUCUUAACUUGUGUGCUCUCUGAUGGGUUGGCCUGCAUUGGCUGUGUGAACUUAGCCCUAUGGUCAGAGAGGCCAAACACUCUCCACUUGUGGACUUGCAUGUUUAACCUUGUCUCUGGCCUCUUGAAGGAGGAGAGCAACAGCGCAGCUGCUCUGCAUCUCUCCCCCCACCCCAAGUCUCGUAUUUCUUGCUUCCAUCCCCACUAGCGGGGGAUAUGGCAGAGCACCAGAGCCUCUGGGCUUUGCUCUUUUAAAGGGGUGUUCAUCUGCAGAGCCAGAAUGGCAGAAUUAAACUCUUCUUUAAUAUCAGGUUUGCCAGCUGGCCUCUAGUAUCUCCCUCACCCCCUUUUAUUGGAGCAAAAGGGUUUUUUUCUGUUUAGGCAGGGAACUCCUAAAUCAGGAAGUGCGGAUGGCAACUUUAUUCCCUUUUUUCGGAGAGCUCUGGCUCCCCCUUCUGGAAUACUGUGGUUUUGGAACACUGCUUAAAGAAAUAAAUGUAUAUUUUUACAAGGGGUUGUAGGAAGCACUUUCAGGGGAGUUGCUUAAGCAGUGGUUAAUAUUUUGUAUUCUUAAGGUUGGAAGUGUAUAUUUUCUUGGUGGCUAACAUUUGAAAGUGCACCCUUCCCUCUAGUGAAAAAGGUUCGGUUCAGGACAUAACCAGAUAAGUAGAGGUGUGUAUGUGUGGUCGAGGGUUUUCUGUCUUAUUGUGGGCCCCUCUGUAUUAGGGCUGGGCGAUAUCUGAUUUUCAGCAUUGUGAUACAUCACCAGCUAAACAUCACAUUAGACCACGAUGUCUGAAAUAAGGAUGGAGCACUGGCUUCAUGGUUUUUCCCGUAUCACGAUUUCUGCAAGCUCCUGUGAUUUGCUGUCCCCUGCAGGAGGCAGGGGAGAGUUGAGCCGGCAGAAUUAACGGGCUGUAGAAAUUGAGAGAAGCAAUGGCUGGCUUCACGGUUUCCCCCUCAUUGUGGUUUUUGCAUAGCAUACACACAUACGCAUCGUGAUUCGCGAUAUAGUGCCAGGCCAAAAAUAUGCAGCCAAUAUCACAAUAUGGACUGGACUGUAUCGAUAUAUUGCUCAGCCAUGCUCUGUAUACUCUGCAGAAGGUGUUUUGUCCGUUGCAUCAGCUGACCUCCUGUGUGUGUAUUCUCUUUUGGUAGAAUGGAGAUGUAUGUAUUUCAAUCCUUCACCCACCUGUAGAUGACCCUCAAAGUGGAGAGCUGCCAUCUGAAAGGUGGAACCCAACCCAGAAUGUCAGGUAAGGCCCUUCAGAGAGAGGAUUCUGUACCAAUGCACAACUCAGUUCUGGAGCUGGGGGUCCUCCUUCUCUAGUGACAUUACGUUUUCCAACCUGCAAAUAAGAAGUGUUGGGUACCACCAGAUAACCUUUUAUGGAUCGUCCACGUGAUGCUCCCCAGAUGUUCUGGACCCCAACUCUCAUCCUCCCUGCCUGUUGGCUGUGCUGGCUGAGGGCUGAUGGGAGCUGUAGUCUAGCAGCAGCUGUGGGGUGGGGGGGGGACCAUGUUGGCCUUGCUUCUUCAAACCCUGAAUCCCAGAUCUGCAGCUUGGGUUCCUUAUUUAUUUAUUUAUUUAUUUAUUUAUGAAUGAAUGAAUGAAGCAUGAGCUGUGGUCACACACAGAAGCUCAUGGGGGUUUAGUGUGGCAGUGGUGGCUGUUAUUAUUUAUUGUGAGGCUCAUGAGAGAGGUGAUGGGGUCAUGUACCAGCAGAAUAGUACAGUGGUACCUCAGGUUCAGUACUUAAUUCGUUCCAGAGGUCCGUUCUUAACCUGAAACUGUCCUUAACCUGAAGCACCACUUUAGCUAAUGGGGCCUCCUGCUGCCGCCGCGCCACUAGAGCACAAUUUCUGUUCUCAUCCUGAAGCAAAGUUCUUAACUUGAGGUACUAUUUCUGGGUUAGCGGAGUCUGUAACCUGAAGCAUAUGUAACCCGAGGUACCACUGUAAAGUAAAGCAUCAGGUCCGGGGAACCAGGCAUCGGUGUCCUUGGUCCAGAGAUGUUCAGUACCUCAUUGCUGUGUAAGAACUCCUGCCAGCACCCCACAAAGAAGUUCAGCCGUAGUCUCUAUGGAAGAUUGCUUUGCCUGUCAUGAACAUGCAAAAAUAGUGGUCGGGGUUAAGGCUGCAAGCUUCAAAUUGGGGAUGAGCCCCCAAGAUGUUGUGAGAAGCCCAUCAAUUUCAAGGCAAAGUGACCAGGUGGCCAUAGUUGAUGGGGAUUGCAGCCCAACAAUACCUAAAGGGCCCUUGCUUUAAAUGGCAGGCUAGAAUCCACUUGAUCCCUGCCAGUGAGAAAUUCCCCUCCAGUGUGGUUGCUCUGUGACAAAACCUGUUCAGAAUCACAACCUGCUGUUCAUCCUUGCAGGUGCAGACUUGCCCAAUGCUGUGGCCCUGAUUCUUUCUUUCUUUCUUCUUCUUCCCCUUCCCCUUCACCAUCUUCUUCUUCUUCUUCUUCCUCCUCCUCCUCCUCCUCCUCAUGCUUUUUCCCAGGACUAUCCUACUGAGCGUCAUCUCUUUGCUUAAUGAGCCCAACACCUUCUCUCCGGCGAACGUCGAUGCUUCGGUCAUGUUCAGGAAAUGGAGGGACAGCAAAGGCAAAGACAAAGAAUAUGCUGAGAUCAUUCGGUAAGCCAAGCAGAACCCGGCUCUCACUCCAGGUGGGUGGGAUAUCCCAACGGGGGCGGUCGGCUCUCCUUUCUGGGGCCAAACCUUGAGGAAUGUGUGAGAAGAGCAAAGCCCCCUCCUGGUGCAGACCAUUGGCCUCAGUAAUAUUUUAGAGGCCUUUCCCACCUCUGCUGUGUGGGAGCAUGAACUGGAAGAUCUUGGCCUCUGCUCUGGUCCCUCUCCCAGCAGCCUGGCCUGGGAGCCAGAUUUUCAUUUGGGGUGUUUGUGGCCUCACAUGCCCCUCCUCUCCCUCUCUUACCGGUGCGCCCCUCCUCCUUCCACCUGGCCUUUCUGUGUGACACCUCUGCCUUUUCGCUUGCAGUUUCCCCUCCUUGCUGGACGCGAAACUCCCAGAGAGUCGCAGUGCACCUAAACCUAAAAGGGGAAGCUGUUCCUCUUUUUUGUCUCUCCAUCUCUGGCUGCUACGUCCAGGCAAGCCAGUGGGACUGUGCUGGCACCAGGCAAAUGGACAAGAGCAUUAACACGCUUUCUGUGUUCUGUGAACAGAUUCAGAGACCUCUUAAAUCUCACCACCAUCAGACCAAAACAAUUCCCUAAGGAAAAACAAAGAUAUCGGAGCAGUGGGUGGAGAUCCUGUGUGCCUCCAGCUUUUGCUGGUCCCCAAUCUGUGGUCCAGGAUGAUGGCAGUUGUAUUCCAGCAACAGCUGGGGACGGGACGGGACACAGAUCCCUUAGCCCUGCUAUAGAAGCUUCCUUACACAGGCAGAGUUUGGAGGCAGUAGCCAGGGAUCCUGUGACAAUACCAGUAAAGCCUGACCUGCUGUGCCCCAGAACUAUUGUCUGACUCAGUGGCCAUUGUUUUUUCCUGUACGCCGACCUUGGGGUUCAGGAGACGGCCAGCCACAGAAGGGAGAGGGGCUGUCAGGUAUGUCUGGUGCUCUCAAAAUGUGGCACAGAUUUGCACAGGUUCUUCACACAGCACAUAGUUAUGGAGGCAGUGAUGGCCACCAAAUUGGAUGGAUAAUAAUAAUAAUAAUAAUAAUAAUAAUAAUAAUAAUAAUUUAUUUAUAUGCCCAUCUGGCUGAGUUUCCCCAGCCACUCUGGGCAGCUUCCAAUCGAGUGUUAAAAACAAUACAGCAUUAAAUAUGAAAAACUUUCCUAAACAGCCUUCGGAUGUCUUCUAAAAGUCUUGUAGUUGUUGUUCUCUUUGACAUCUGGUGGGAGGGCAUUCCACAGGGCGGGUGCCACUACCGAGAAGGCCCUCUGCCUGCUUCCCUGUAACCUCACUUCCUGCAGUGAGGGAACUGCCAGAAGGCCCUCGGCACUGGACCUCAGUGUCCAGGCUGAACGAUGGGGGUGGAGACGCUCCUUCAGGUAUACAGGAGAUUAGACAAAAUCGCUGAGCCCUAUCAAUGGCUACUAGCCACAAUGGCUAUGCUGCAGUAGGAGGCAGAGUAAUGCUUCUGAACACCAGUUGCUGGAAAUCACAGAAGAGCUGCUUUUGUGCUCGAAUCCUGCUUGCUGGCUUCCCAUUGGCAUCCGGUUGGCCCACUGUGAAAACAGAGGCUGGAUUAGAUGGGCCAUUGGCCUGAUCCAGCAGGCUCUGCUUAAAUUCUUACCUUCUGCCCUGCAACCAGGGGAAGGGGGCUCCUGGUUCUGCCCAGGGCCAACUGAGUGAAUGUGCAAUUCGGGUGCACACAGCGAAGGCCUGGCGGAGACAAGCUUGCCUGCCAUGGCCACCUGGUGGGCAGUCCUAACUGUGUGGCACCUUCCUUUCCCCGCCUCCCAGGAAACAAGUCCAGGCCACCAAGGCGGAAGCGGAAAAGGACGGGGUGAAGGUUCCUACCACGCUGGCGGAAUAUUGCAUCAAAACUAAAGUGCCUUCCAGUGACAACAGCUCAGAUUUGCUUUAUGACGACUUGUACGACGAUGACAUUGACGACGAGGAUGAGGAAGAGGAGGAGGACGCCGAUUGUUACGACGACGAUGAUUCUGGCAACGAGGAGUCGUGACCUGCUCCCUCCGGCCCCCGCCCCGCUCCGCCUGCUGUGCCAGAGGGGGCGAGGAGCAGCGGUAACCUAGUGACAGUUCAGCAAAAAAAAUACAUAUAUACAUGGGAGGGGGGAUACCAACCAAGCCCGCGCCUCCUGCUUUCUCCUGUUGUAUGGAUCUCGGUCUUUCCCGCCACCCCUUCCUCUUCUGUUUGGAAGGAAGCCCCUCUGCAGAACGUCACCAUUCUUGCAUUCUUCCCCGCCCCCCGUCACUUGUGUUCUGGGUUUUUGGUUUUUUUGUUUUUCUCUCGAGGAAAGGAAGAAGGCGAUGCUCUUUCCGCACACACCCCCUUCUCACUCUCCCCGCCGCCUUUUCCAGGAGCAUUCACAACCUGACUCAAAACAGGUUUGCUCUGUCUUUAGGAUCUUGAAUUAAACAGUCUUUGAUCAAGAUGUUUAAUGUAUUUAACGCCGGAGACUGUGGGGGGCCGCUCCCCACGAGCUGCAUUUAAACAGGGACAAGUACAAAUGCAACUCUGCUGCAGAGCACUUCCCGAGGUUUCGCUGCUGCUCCGUUGACGAUGACCGCGUGCGCACUUGUUUAGCCUUGUGGUGGUGGUUUUUCUCUCCUCUCUCCCCCCCCCUUUCUAAGGUGUUGGGCAGAGAGCCUAAGCUCCAUUGUACUGAGCUUGACAAGAUUUGGUGCUGAAAGGUCCAGUAUUCCAUUUCAGUUCUGCUAAGUGCGUGUUGGGAUGGGGACAGACGGGUGGUUGGGGGGAAGGAUCUGCUCCCCCUCCCCACCCAGAGAUUUGGGGUGGGGAGAGGGUGGUGGUUGUCUUGUGAUAUGAACCUUCCAAUAAACACUUCAAAACUCUCUGUAUUCUUGUCCCACUGAGCCCUUUUAGUUGCUGGUCUUCCGUAGGGGAUAAACGCUGGCAGCUGUGGCCCCUCCUGUGGCCACCUCCGAAUGAAGAGCCCCAGCAGCCUCUUAGUUCUGGGCAAAGGUAGUUGAAACGCUGUGGCCUGCCACUUUCCUGCAGGGGCCCCAGCCCUGGCAAGCGCGCUCUGAGCCCCAGCUGGGGCAGGAUGCCAAAGGAUCCUUGGGUGAAGGUGGCAUUCAUGACGCCAUGAAGGCAGAUGGGUGCCUGUCAUGCUGUCUAGGGGAGAGCGUUCUUGCCAGGUGAUGGGGGGCUGGGCCUUGGCAGGGACAGUCCUUGGGUCUGGGGGGGGGGAUUCCUUGAGGAGUUCCAGGCUCCCAGAUCAGACUCUCAAAGGCAGAUUCUAAUUGCUCAACCUUGGUUGUCUUAAAAGAGACCAGAGGCCGUAGACACACCUUGUCUUAAAUGUCUGGAUGAGCCAGUAUGAGUUAGACACAUGCAAACAUUCCCUUUGCUGCAUGAUGGCAUUCGGAGCGGAGAGAUGAUGUUGCUGUGGAGAAUUGUGUCAGCCUCGCCUGCUGGCUUCGAUGCUUGUCCUGAAAUGCGCCCGCCAUCCUGGGAGACGGCUCUUGUGCACAGUUCAGACAACAACAGUGUUCCAGUGGAGAAAGUUAGCUGCUCACAGCCUUGGGGAUUAAUGAGGGCUUCAUGACCACUUCCUGCAACAGUGGUGGGUUCAGUAGACAAGGAUUGGCUGUAUGGUAGCUUCUGUGGUGCUCCUGUGACAUAUUUCUGCUAGGCCUUGAAUUGACCGAGGAAAGGGAAGCUCUGUGAUGAGAGACGACCACAAGAAGAGAGGUAGAAACCAAGUGGUCGCCCCAUCAUGGCCGUUUCCUCUGCCCCCAUUCCAGCUCAGCUUGCCUCUUGAAUGCUGGGAUCCCUGCUGUGAAUGUUCUGGUUCUACAGGAAAGGGAGCAAGCCAGUUCCAUCUGAGGUGGUCUGAUGAGUUACCCCAGGUAUUCACCAUGACCCCACUGCUGGGACUUUAGGGGGGUGAUCCUGCUUUAUAGCUCGCCAUUCUGGGAGGCCUUGUGGACUGAAUAGUGCCCCACAUGCACCUCUCGUGGUGGCCCAGCACCCAGCAGAUAACUUGUUGGUUCCUCUGCCCGGGCAGCUCAUCUUUCAGUCUCCUGCUGCCUGGGGCGAGGAUCUGUGCUUUUUCUAACUCGGUUGCAGCUGUGAUCGGAGGGUGGCCGACUGCGUUAGCUGUUGGUGCUGCUGUGGAGUUCAUAUGUGGGGACUUGAGCGAAGCCAGAGAGAUGGGAGAGGACAUGAUGUUGGGCACAGUUGGCGUGUAAGCAGAGGAACUGAAAUGCAUAGCCCUUCCAACUAGCCAUAAGACAAUCCGGAGUGUGUUUGUGUGUAUGCUUUGGAGGAUGUGUGUGUGUGUGUGUGUGUGUGUAGAUGGGCACUGCAAGUACAGCCACCAAUUCUCCCAACAGGGCAGCCAAUGAAAGUUACCAUUUUUUGUUCAAAUUCAGGCUUGUGGGUGGCUCCUUGUCCUGAGUUGGGCGAUGAGAGGAAGGACUGGAUUGUCGCUCUUGGCUCAACCUGAAAUGAGGAUACUGCGUCUUUCAGCUAUUUCUCUCUUGUACUUUGACCGUUUUCACUGUAUGCUCUCCAGUGACUUGUAUUCUCAAGCUUGGUGGUGUGAGAUGCAUUAUUAUACCUCUGUCCUCCCCUCGCCGUAACACUUUUUUUGUGGGGUGGGGAGCACCUGUUUCUGGGAGUUUGUGCUCUCCUCUUUGCUUGGCCAGGCAGACUCUCCCCAACCCAUCAUGAUGUCACUGCCUGCUGACUUGCUGGCUUCCUUGUUCUUGAGAUCCAACCAACCCACCGAAAUGCAACUAUCAAGCUACUUAAAGAGAUUGAGGACAAAUGUUUACUGGAGCCAGCGGUCGGUCGCCUGGUUCUCUCCUACCCCACCCGUGUCUGCGUUUACAUUUCCAACUCAGAAACCAAUUCAGAUGCAGUUCUUAAAUCCUUCUGAAACCAGCAGGGAGCACUAGAAUUCUAUCUUGAUAUGUUCUUUUUUUCAGUGCUAAAAUCCUGGAUGUUUUUCUUCCUCCCUCUCUCUCUCGCCCACUUUGGUUGAUGCAACUUACCAGACCAGAUUUAACUAAUGCAUUAUUUUUCUUUUUGUGUUUUGUCUCCCUUUCCUUUGGUAAUUUAGUUUUGUUUUUUUUCUGCACAUCUGUCUACUAAUAAAAUGUGAAAUAAAGUACACCUCUAUUGUUAGUUCCCUCUUCGAAAGCCACCUUUAUUAGUUAACACAGGCUUACGUGUCUCACAUGAGGCGAGACCUCCUGUAAUCUCUCCCCCUGGCCCCCACUCCAUUUGCUUUUCCAACUGCUUUGCAAAAGUGAUCGCCUGGAAACAGCCAGAAUGUGGCCUUCCCUGUGACAAAAGACGAGAGGCCUCUCUCUAGUGGCUCCUAUUGUCACUACAGACGUGUCUCACUAGGAGUGGAGAGGUCCCUUCCAUGCAUGUUCAGCCAUGUGUUUUCCCUGCAUGCCUUUCUAAAACACAAAAUAAGGUGUGGUGUCUAUGAAGCACUUCUCUGCUCAUACUCGCACGGGGCUACACACAAGGAAGCUUCUCUCAUUUAACCCCUUUUUUGCUUCCCCCCUGCCCACAGAUGUUGCAUUCUGAACCCACCUGGUGCAACUGGGGUUUGCAUGUUGAUGGAGCGGGUACCAAGUGAGGUGGUAGCAGCAGUGCGUACUAGCUCAUGCCAUAAUAGUACAGUACUCUUCAAAUGUAUUUCCCCCCCUCUCCGAAGGUGGGUGUUGCCUUCAUGAGAAAAUGGGUAAGAGCAAACCCAGGAGCUUGCUCCAUCCCUCCAGCUUGUGCCCUGCAGGGUAGCAUCGGUUUCAGCAAUCUGCAGACCAGCCAACACACAAAUAUAAGCCAGAAUCCUCUCUGAACUCAAGAAGGCAUUACCUGAGUGUUUCAGGGCCUUGCCCCUUAACUGAUGUGGAAAUCGAAGCAAUCAAACCACCUGCCAUGUGCGCCAUAACCACAACAGGAAAAAUAGGCAAAGGGUAGGGGCUGUUGGGAAACUUCUACUUAGGAAGCAAUGUUUCAGUGCCAUGAAGGUUAUAGCAGGAUAUUAGGAGAAGUCACACCAGGAUAGCUCAUGCUUUCAAUUUUUUUGCCAUUUCAGAAGGAACAGUCUCUCCACUGACCCCCUAUAGGAAUUGUAAUGAAAGAAAACUUUUUUUUUUUAAGUAGACAUCUUCAUGUUCUUCAGGUAUUUUUCUAAAAUUAAAUGAAUAGAUGUGGAUGGCUUUUAAGUUUCUUCACUGGUCUUUUAAAGAAAUCUUGGAGAAUGGCCCAUCUGUUAAGAGAACAUGCUCAUGCGGUUAGGUCCAGUAUUAUAACCCUCUACUUCCCUUAACCACAGAAAUGGCAAGCUUUCAAGUAGAUUCUAUGGGCCUUUGGCUAAGAAUCCUGCAUCCUUACUGGCAGCUACUCCAAGAAUAGAGCUCCCUUUUCCAUAGAGACAACCUGGCCUGCUAAUUGGUAUAGUUGUAUGGAAGCCUAUAGGCCAGUGGUGUCCAAACUUUUUUCAAAGAGGGCCAGAUUUGAUGGAAGUGAAGGGCCGUGGAGAUUUUACCCCAGGAAAUAAACUGCCACAGGGGCCAAAUUAAACCGACCGGCGGGCCAGAUUAGGUCCCUGAAAUGGACUUUGGACUUGCCUGCUACAGGCUUCUGUUGCAAACCUCCAAUAGAUCCCAUCUAGGGUUUUCCUGUGUGCAUCCUGUUUAUAGUCGUUAGCCUACUGGGGAUAGCUCAAUUGGCAGAGUGUGAGACUCAGGGUUGUGGGUUUGAGUCCCACAUGGGGCAAAAGAUUCUUGCAUUGCGGGGGGUUGGACUAGAUGACCCUUGUGGCCCCUUCCAACUCUACCAUUCUAUGAUAUAAUUUUGCUGCAUGAAUGAUCCGUUUUAUGCCUUUGCAACCUCAGUAUUGGGCUAGUAAUGCAUGUGCCUUGCUUUUGGAAACGUGGUUUGUAGCCUAGGAGUCCGCAACACCUGCUGCUGUGAUUACACCGUUGCGGAGGGUUCUGGCUACUUCCUUUCUCUUGACCCAGGAGAUAAAAGUUCUGAUUUUGCCCAACAGUUGCUUUCUCUGUGACAGCAGAAAAAGAGAUCCUAGGGCACUGAUCCUACCUUUUCCUUUUAUUCAGGUGCAAAGUGAAAGAAAUGUGUUUUCUUAAAAGUACCACCUAAACUUGCCACUGAGGUAUUGACCAGUUAUGUAGGGUAAACUGCAUGCAUCUUAACAUAGCACAUUUAAAUACUAAUUUAUUAUGGCAUAAGCUUGUGGAAGGCAGAACCUAAAUCAUGAGAUGGAUUAAAGGGGUCUCGUGUGCUUUGAUAAGAGCAUCUCCAGGGUUAAUACUGCUGUAAACCAAAAUUAUGGAAUAAAAUGCAGGUAAAAGAGGAACUUGGGAAAGUGAUGGCUCGUAAGGUAAACGUCCUAUGCAGGAUAAUUUUCCCACACAAGGCACCAGUAGACUGCUAUUUGAAAUCCUUAUUCUGGUUACAUAAAUUCAGGCGGAUCUGCCCAUAAAUUAUUACUUAAAUUGAAAAUGUGCCUAAAUAGAAAUUUGCUAUCUUAUGUUCCGAGAAAGGCAGAGAUUGCAUCUAGUACAGUAUGGAAAAACUUCUUUUGUGUAACAGUGUGUUUACAAAAACGAAUGGCUGCACUUUAGGGAAUUAAAGAUGGCAUUAGUGGGUUAAAAUUCUAAACAGAAGUUAGCUGAAAUGGUUUCAGUACUGAAGUGUGACCAUUCGUGGAUCCAUGUACAGAAGGCAGGUCAGACAGCACACGUGUCAGAAAGAAUGCGAAGGAAGCCCGAUUUCUUUCCUCUUGAGAAUAAAUUGUACAAAUAAAAGCUAUGUAAAUUUCCUCAUUUUAGGAUUGCAGAUGUCUCCAUUUUACCAGCAUGAUUUUGCACCCAAGACAAGAGGGAGCCUUAUGCUGGGGAAGAAGUGACGGGCCUAAUCUAUAAUGAGUGAGGAACUGGUGACCCAGAGACUGGAUGCAACCCCAUGGGGCCUUGCCCUGUUAUUUAGGUUUGACAGCAGUUUUCUAUUGACCCCCACACCACCCCCAGUAGCAUAUGUUCAAGCCUAAUUCCAGCAAAGGGGGUGGGUGUGUCAUUGUUGAGCAUCUGAAAGCACUUUGCAAUGCAUUUUGUAAAAUAAAAGCUAGAGUUUGGUGCUUUAGUUCACAGCUGGUUAAGAACGUAAGCUUUCUUAACAUAAAACUUCCUUCUCUACUUGCUUCAUACCUGCAAAACAGGAAUAAAAGAAACCCUCUUUGGCAGGGUAAGGAACCUGCAGCCUGCUAGAUGUUACUGAAUUUCAGCACCCAUUGUCCCCGACUGUUGAAUCUGUCUUGACUGAUGGGAUCAGAAGCCCAACAUCUGCAGGGCCACUGGUUCCACAUGCCCAGGAGAGGGAUGCAUGCAUUCUCCAGAACUGGAUCCUUCCCGGAGGUGGAGGAAUAGCUGGACUUCAUCUCUAGUUAAAAGGACUGGGCAGCCAAGUAAUGGGAAAGACCUCUGUGUGCAAGAGUAGACUGGUGGGCUGGAUGGGUUAAUAGCCAUACCUCCUAUGAAGGAAGAUACAGCAACCUAAAGGCAACAAGAGGGAACUUGGGUGUGAUAAAAAAUUAAGUGCAUUUUAAUGUUCCUUACCCCUUCCUUGCUCAAAGGUUCCAUAGUAUUUUGAUACGCAGACAGCGAAAGUAGGACAAACACCCAAUGUGCCCAUUUUGAGCUACACUAGAGCCUUACUUGGUGGGUCCAGAGUUCAAUUUGUUGCCUCUCCAGACAUUUAGGACUAUAACUCUGAUCUGGUGCCACACUGGCAACCCAGGAUGAAAAACUAAAGAUUAAAACCACCAGGAGUCUUGUGGCACCUUGAAGACUUAAUAGGAUGCCAAGAGUGUCAUGGUUCUCUCUUGCUCUUAAGAACUGCUAAGGGUAAUGGUGGGAGGGGAAGACUUUUGACAACUGAUGCUGCAAACACUACUGACACGCUCAGAACUUUUAUUAGGUGGAGUUCAGGCCAAUAAAAAAUGAAAUUUCUAAAACAUUCACUUGUGUUGGUGUAGGACAGGAAGAAUGAGGCAUCUUCCCACAAACACCCUUCUGAUCUCCCUGCCCCCACUCCCAAAAUUGAGGGGCAGGAGGAGACAUCACUGGUUUCUUUUCAAGCCAGUUCAGGUUUGUGGCAUGAAGCCAAAGGCCAAGUUACAAAACACAAUUAUUUCGCACCUUCUUAUUUACAGAACAGCUACACUGCUGUGCCCAAUUGGCAGACACAAAGUUCUGGGAUGUGAUGGAGAGUCCGUAUGCGCUGGCUGCAAAAACGAACAGUGGCGGAGACAGCACUGUAGCUUUUGUGUUUUAAAAACAAUAAAAAGGGGUGAUGCUGCAACCUGC